This is a messenger RNA of Pelobates cultripes (western spadefoot toad), 55281 nucleotides long. The record is from the annotation of a GenBank genome assembly. NCBI's taxonomy places the organism in Eukaryota, Metazoa, Chordata, Amphibia, Anura, Pelobatidae.
CUGGCUGACAGACAUACAGACAGAGGACAGGACAUUGCCCAAGGAAAGCUACCUCCAGAUCAGAUGAACACAAUCCCUAAUCCCAACAUUGCCAUGAGCUCACAGUGCACAGGAAAGACAAACAUCUCUGGAGAGACAGAUAACGAGCAGUGAAUGUCAGAGGCAGUCUGAGUGACAGCACAUUGUGACAGUCCAUGCGUUCUACAAACGGACAUCCCCACUUUUAGGUCGAGACACGGUAGUAAAGUACAAAGAGACAAUGUCACCGUCAGACACAGUUCCACAUAAGAAUAACAUCCAGCAUCACUGUCACAUUCCAAGACUUUGCCCCACACUACAUAUCAGCACAUAGCGAAAGCAAAGUGACUGAGUGACUUGUGCCAUGAAGUGGGCGUGAGAGUGAGUGUGAGCUCCUGAGAUCCCGGUAUAUGGUCCCCCCUCCUUCCACAAGCCAUGUGCCAAAACAAACCGCCUUUCCUAUUUAUUGCCGGCUGACAGUGGAAGCUCAGAGACAGCAGACCUGGGACAGCUCUCAUACUGGGCACCAAUAUAGACCAUUACUCCGGUCAUUGGGCAACAAUUAAAGCAACUCACUGGGAAUGUUCUGAGAAGCUUUGACACUGGCACAGACUGGGACUACCCGGCAUUGGCACUGACACUGCAUUAUUGAACCUGUCCGUUGGUGACAGGGGGAUCCCCGGGAGCAGUGGGGACUCCAGGCACCUGUAAGAGCAGGGGCUGACUCGGGGGUCAGUGAGUGCUACUGGGGGAACAAGUCCGGACUUCACAUCAGAGCCCCUUCCCCCGGGCGCACAGAGAGCCGGGGCAGAGAAUGGAGCUCCCGUGAUCCGCGCCCCCUACCCGGCCGCCCCAUGCAGCUGCCCCGGCUUGUGCUGCUGCUCUGCGGCGCUGCGCUGUUCCUGCUGCCGGCUGCGGUGCUGGGCUGCGGGCCGGGCAGGGUGGUGGGCAGGAGGCGUAAACCGCCCAGGCUCACCCCGCUCUCCUACAAGCAGUUCAGCCCCAAUGUGCCCGAGAAGACGCUGGGGGCCAGCGGGAGGUACGAGGGCAAGAUCGCCCGCAACUCGGAGCGCUUCAAGGAGCUCACCCCCAACUACAACCCGGACAUCAUCUUCAAGGACGAGGAGAACACCGGGGCCGACCGGCUCAUGACACAGGUAAGGGGCAAAGCACAUGGGGCAUAGUGUGUUACUGACCCCGGGAACGGGGGGCACAGUGUUACUGACCCCGGGAAUGGGGGGCACAAUGUUACUGACCCCGGGCACAGUGUUACUGACCCCGGGAACGGGGGGCACAGUGUUACUGACCCCGGGAACGGGGGGCACAGUGUUACUGACCCCGGGAAUGGGGGCACAGUGUUACUGACCCCGGGAACGGGGGGCACAGUGUUACUGACCCCGGGAACGGGGGGCACAGUGUUACUGACCCCGGGAACAGGGGGCACAGUGUUACUGACCCCGGGAACGGGGGGCACAGUGUUACUGACCCCGGGAACAGGGGGCACAGUGUUACUGACCACGGGAAAGGGGGUGGGCGGACAAUAUGCAUUACUGACUUCGAGCAUGGGGGGCACUGUAUGUGUUACUGCCCCCGGGAAUGGAGGGCACAUUGUGUUACUGCCCCUGGGAGUGGGGGUCACAGCUUGUGUUACUGACUUAACAGAGGGCACAAUAUGUGUUACUGACUCUGGGCAUGGGGGGCACAGUGUGUUACUGCCCCGGGAAUGUUGGGCACAGUGUGUUACUGCCCCCGGGAAUGGAGGGCACAUUGUGUUACUGCCCCUGGGAGUGGGGGUCACAGCAUGUGUUACUGACUGAACAGAGGGCACAAUAUGUGUUACUGACUCUGGGCAUGGGGGGCACAGUGUGUUACUGCCCUCGGGAAUGUUGGGCACAGUGUGUUACUGCCCCCGGGAAUGGAGGGCACAUUGUGUUACUGCCCCUGGGAGUGGGGGUCACAGCAUGUGUUACUGACUGAACAGAGGGCACAAUAUGUGUUACUGACCCUGGGCAUGGGGGGCACAGUGUGUUACUGACUGAACAGAGGGCACAAUAUGUGUUACUGACUCUGGGCAUGGGGGGCACAGUGUGUUACUGACUGAACAGAGGGCACAAUAUGUGUUACUGACCCUGGGCAUGGGGGGCACCGUGUGUUACUGACUGAACAGGGGGCACAAUAUGUGUUACUGACUCUGGGCAUUGGGGUCAACGUGUGUUACUGACUGCACAGAGGGCACAAUAUGUGUUACUGACCCUGGGCAUGGGGGGCACAGUGUGUUACUGAACCGGGGCUCAGCAUGUGUUACUGACCCCGGACAUGGGGGGGGGCAGUAUGUGUUACUUCGGGCAUGGGGGGGCACAGUGUGUGUUACUGACCAUGGGGGCAAGUGUGUGUUACAGAGGCGUAGUGUGUUACUGACCAUGGGGGGGGCAGUGUGUGUUACUGACUAUGGGCCAUGGGGGCACAGUCUGUGUUGCUGACCAUGGGCCAUGGUGGGCACAGUGUCUGUUACUGACAACAGGCAUGAGGGGGCACAGUGUGUGUUAGUGAGCCCGGGAAUGGGGGGCACAGUGUGUUAUUGACAACAGCCAUAAGGAUGUACCGUGUGUUUGUGACCACACGCACGGAGGGCACAGUGUAUGUUACUGACCCUGUGCAUGGGGAGCACAGUAUUUGUUACUGAACAUGGGCAGGGGGCACAGUGCAUGUUACUGAUUUUGGGCAUGUGUGUUACUGACUCUGGGCAUGGGGGCACAGUGUGUAACUGACUCUGGGCAUGGGUGGCACAGUUUGUUACAGAAUCUGGGCAGAGGGGCACAGUGUGUGUUACUGACUGGGCAUAGGGGCACAGCAUGUAUUACCGAACCCAGGAAGGAGGGGGCACAGUGUGUGUUACCGAACCCAGGCAUGUGGGGGCGCAGUGUCUGUUUCUGACAGCAGGGCACAAUAUGUGUUACUGACCCAGGGAAUGGUGGGCACAGUAUGUGUUACUGAACCUGGGCAUGGGGCUACAGUGUGUGUGUGUGUGUUAAUAGACCCCGGGCAUGGGGGCACAGUAUGUGUUACUGACCGCACAGAGGGCACAAUUAGUGUUACUUACUAUGGGCACGGGGGACACAGUAUUGGUAACUGAUCCUAGAAAUGGGGGCCAAAGUGUGUUACUGACUCUGGAUAUUGGGGCAUGGUAAAGGCUAUGAGUGGGAGCCAGAUUCAGGGAAUAGGGAGCACAGUAACUGUAAGCCUACUAGGCGCUUGGAGACAGAGCCUUAGGAGAGUGUGCUCCUGACACAGAUAUAAGCCAUAUACACGGGAGUCCACAUAAUGUACAUAGGUGGGGACACUGAACAAGACACAGUGUAACAAAUGUUCAUGAUGUUUAGUACAAGGCACAGUGCAAGAGAGCUGGAAUAUGAUGCAUAUGGCAAGGCAUUGUAACAGGACGUAUACAAGAUGUAUAGAGCAAGGCAAAGUGUAAUAAGACAAGAGUAUGAUGUCUAGAGCAAGAAACAGUGGGGAAAAUGUAUCAAAGUAUUCUGAAAAGUGUUGCAGUGCUCUUAAUGUAGACCAAUCACUGUGGAAACCACUGGAGACAACAGGCACUUUCAGAUGUUAAUUACUCCACUUAUAAAGCAUUGAAUUUCUGGUAAUCUCCCCCGAUGUGACAAGAGAUGGAGGUGAUGCACAGAGCAUGACACAGUGAAAGGUGAGCAGGAUAACAAAUAAAGCAUAAAGUCAGAAGCAGUGUAAUAGGAGAAAAACAUGAUGCAUAGAGCAAAACAACAGAAGAGGGAUAUGGGGCAAGGCAAUAUGAUGCAUGAGCAAGACAUAAUACAUCAAAAAGAUCAGAUACAUGAUUUAUUGAUUGAAACAUGGCAUAACAAGUCAUCGUACAUUAUUAGCAAGAUGCCUUGUGAUAGGGAGGUGAUACAAUGAGCAUAAAAUAGAGUAAAACUUGAGUGGGAUUAUGUAUGAAGCAAGGCACAUCGGAUGCUGCACAGAACAAGACAAUGUAAUAAAAGACGAUGUGUAGAACAAGACACAGUGUUUCAAGAGAAAGAAGAGUUUCUCUGAUAUCAUUCAUCAGAAUGACAUAGUCCAGGUGUAGGCAAACUUCGGCAGUCCAGAUGUUGUGGACUACAUCUCCCACAAUGCUCUUAGUCACAAUGCUGGCAAAGCAUCAUGGGAAGUGUAGUCCAAAACAUCUACAAUGCUGAACGUUGCCUAUCCCUGACAUAGUCUAUACAUCAUAGUGAGGAGGGGGCAGACUUAAAUGUAGGUGUGUGGGUUGAAAUGUACCAUUCGGACAAAUGGUACAACAAAUCUAUCAAAGAAGAGCCAGCUAUAUCGCUGACAUGUACUCACAGAGUUAAGAGUGCUCACAGAGUGCCUGAUAGUGAAAAUAAAAGGAAGUGGAACACACAGGUGAGGGUGAAAUGGCCUGCAUGGGUGAUGGCGGUAACAAAAAGGUAAUGAAAACAUUUCACAAUAAGGAGAAGCACUGGAAUAUUUUUAUUAUUGGAAUAUUUAACACUCUAAAUACCAUAGAUAUUUUUCAUCUAAUGAAUGCGCUGGUAAAUGAUUGAACAAAAGUAAAGGCUAUUAUGUGUACAGUGAAUCACACCGACUGAUCAUUUCCUCAUUUCAUAUAUACAUCUCCAAAUCAAGUCCCAUUAUCCUGACAUAACCUGUCAAUGUGAUAUAACUGCUUAGCAGGUAUAAGUUUAAUGAACAGAAUUUAUAAGCUAUUUGAGGUAAUCAAUGUGAGAGAUGGUGCAAUAAGUAACAAUGUGGUGUUCACAUAGAUGGGGACGAGAGAAGGAUCUAUUUAUGAGGCAGAGACGGGUCAUUCCUGUGACACAGAAAAAAAGAUACUGACAGAAGGGGUGUUAUUGAUUAUACAAAGAGGGGCAUCUAGUCAUUGGAAAGAAAGUUAGAGCCACUGAUGGGACAGUUGGAUAAGUAACCAGAGCAUGAGAUAUAGGCGGUACUAACACAAAUGUAACAGAUAAAGAAAGCUACUGAUUGGAAGAACAAACUACUGAAGAGAAACUAAAAAAUUGCACUGUUGGGCCUUUUUUACUGGGUGAAAACUUUUCCAAAAUGUAUCUUUAAAUAACUUCCUUCAGCUUCACCUUUAAAGACUUCAGUUAAAAACCUUAUUUAUCACUUUUUUAAUAUAUAACAUACAUACAAGAGGAUGGUAUUAGCUAGGGGAAACCACUUUGUUAGUUAAAAGAGGAAAGUUACUAGCGCAUCCAGUAACGUGAUUUUCGAAAAUCACAAAUUGUACAAAUUGUGCUUGCUGCAUUACAGUGAGACAUAGACUUGGUAUCCAUGUUUUCAAUUGUAAAUCAUACAAUCCAAAAAUGAGAUUAGACACUGUGGGAAAUGUAGUUCACAAACAUGUAGGGUACCAAGGCUAUCAUUCCAGUCUUAUAUUAUGACAUUCUGCUGUACCAACGUAAAAUUCCAUUCAUUUAUUUUGAUCAAAUGUCAAAUUUGUCAGAGUUAUUCACUAAUGUAUAAAUUGAUGGGCAUUAACAUGGGAAUUAUAAAUUUAAGCCUGAAGUAGCCAAUCUGUAAAAACAAUCCUCAAGUUAUCUAUUCUUUCAGCUCUGCAACUGUGACCAAAAUGUUAAAUAUCCUUGUCUGAUGUCCAUAAUUCAGAAAGAUUUUACAUAACAAUAAACUAACUUUAGUAAAUUUUAAAAUCGAAUUGCAAACUGGCUGAAGUUUUCUUUCCAGCUCUUUUUGUGUACGUUUUGCAAUUUGGUGUUAAUUCAUUUACUACAAUUUGUUGUUUAGGUAAUAAACAGCAUAUAGUUUUGCUCUUUUCUGACUGUGUAAUUUGUGAGCUGCAUUGUUGAUCCAAAGUAUCACGCUUUUUUUGCUUUUACUUUUUCAGUGUCCUUCCUCUAUUUACACAUAUACAGUGUGCUGUUUUUCCUAUAGAUAGAUAUAUACCCUGUUUGUUUAUCUGGUUCUCGUGGUUUCUGGGACACUCAGAGAUUUGUUCUGUAACUCAGUGUGUACACUGCCUGUGUCUACCUGCCGGGAAUGUGGGAUUUUUCCUGAUCGUCAGGGAGCUACAGCUCACAGCAUGAAGUUUAUUUCCACUGUCACAAAAAAGAAGGAAAAAAAUCCACAUUGAAUAGGUGUGAUCACAAACAAAAGCCAGUGAGAUAUGUUCACACUUUAGAACAUUAUCAUAUCUUUAUAUUUUCAUCACACUCCCCCCCACUGCACCAACAAAUUUAAAUGAGUUUGAAUGUUUGGUUUUGAAUGUGAAAUGAUUUUAGCUGGUGACAUAUUUAACUAGUCAGUGGACGUUUGGCAUAGAAAUGCAUACAGGGACACUCCACUGCCCAAAUACAAAAUAAAUAAAAAUCACUGUUUAGUAGAUAUACCCCAAAUGAAAAUCUGUAUGCAUUUAAUUAUGCAUUUUUUCAUUGGGGUUAUAUAUAAAAUAGUUUGCAAAAACUGCAGAUAGCUUGUCUGCAGCCUUUGCAACCCCUCCCCUUCUAACCAUGCCCAGACUUUCUGUGGCUGUCCAAUCACAGACUCCCCAAUGCAGCUCAAUGAGAAGUCUUUGCAAGGCAGGUGCUCUGGGCAAUUGCUGCCUCUUGAGUUCAUGAAAUAACAGGACCCCUCGUCUGCUUGAAAAGCCAGAGGAGUGUAGCCUGUACAAUUCUCAAUUUCUGUUGAAAUAUCCACUUUUUUUGCAAAAUGCAAGAACAUUGACACACUCUUCACACAUAAAGCAUUUCAGCAAGUUAAAGUGCUCUGGAGUAUCCCCUUAACAGCAUCAUAUCUCAGAAUAAAUUAAGUUGGAUACGCUGUUUUUAAAGUUAUUACAAACACGUUUAAAUAUAGAGAACCUAUAGCACUCUAUAGUUGGCUACACAUUCACUGUAAGAACAAGUUUGACAAUCUGCUCAGCUUGAAUCAAUCUGAACCUGUAGAAUUCACAAAUUUGCACCUUGCCACUGAUAUCACUAUUUAGGUAAGCUUUCAAUGCAUUUCCUUUUAAAGAUGAGCUGCUGAAAGUCACCAAAUUAAAAUAUAUGUGUACUUUUCAAUUAGUAUUAUACUUUUAUAAUGAGACAGUACCAGAGCCGAUAGGGAUAUUUCAUACUGUUUAGGUACCAAUACAGUUUUCAGCAAUUCUUUAACUUAGUCUGUUUGUGUCAAAGGAGCACUCCAGACCCCGAAAGCACUUUAGCUUGCUGAAAUGUUUUAUGUGUGAAGAGUGUGUCCUCCUUUUUCAUUCUGCUAAAAGUGCAGAUUUUAUUAGAAAUUUACACGAUUAUAAACCUUGUUACACGCUCGGCUUUCAAGCAGACAACCAAUCUUGUUACUUCCUGGUUUGGUUAGCUCAGUGGAACUAAACUCAAGGGGCAGCAAUUGCCUAGAGCACCUGCCUUGCAAACACUUCUCACUGAGCUGCAUUGGGAAGUAUGUGAUUGGACAGCCACAGAAAAUCUGGGCAGGAUUAAAGGGGAGGGCUUGUAAAGUUUGCCGAGAAGAGAUCUGCAGGUUUUGUAAGCUGUUUUUAGAAAUAACCCUGAAUGAACAAAAUGCAUAAUUAAAUGCAUGCAAGGUUUCAUUUGCUGUAAAUCUACUAAACAGUGAUUUUUAUUUAUUUUGUAUUUUGGCAGUAGAGUGUCCCUUUAAGUACACUAUAUGGCCAAGUGUAUGAUAAAACUCCUAAUUACUGAGUUCAGUCUCAUCCAUUACUAACAAGUGCAUAAAAAAAAUUCAUCACAUAAACCAUGUAUGUAGAUACAAAUUGAGCUCAGUGACUUUAAAAAUGGUACUGUCAUAAGAUACCACCUUUGCCACAAGUUAGUCUGUGACAUUUCUGCCCUCCUAGUUCUUACCUGGUCAACUGUAAGUGCUAUUAUUGUGAAGCAGAGGCACCUAGGGACAACAACAUCUCAACCUCUAAGUGGUAGACAACACACACUCACAGAGUGGGGCUGCCAAGUUCUGAAGUGCAUAAAAACUGUGCAUCACUCACUGUAGAGUUACAAACUGCUUCUGGAAGCAACAUCUGCCCAUGAUCUUCAUCAGGCUUCAUGAAAUAGAUUUCCAUACCGAGCAGCUAUACACAAGUCUCACUUCAGCAUGCACAAUGCAAUUGCACAGCACCACUGGACUCUUGAGCAGUGGAAACAAGUUAAGCUCUUUCUGGGAAUGGCAGAUGCCAGGAGAAUGCCGUCUACCAGAAUACAUAGGGUCUACUGUAAAAUUUGGUAAAGGAGAGAAUGGUCUGGCGCUGUAUUUUAAGGUUUGGGUUAGGCCCUUAGUUCCAGAGAAGGAUUAUCUUAAUUCUACAGGUGCUUCCAAAAGUUUAGGAAAAGCCAUUUCCUGUUCCAGCAUGACUGUGCCCCUAUGCACAGAAGUCCAUGAAGACAUCAUUUGAUGACUUUCGUGUGGAGGAACUCUAAUGGCCUGCACAGAGCCCUGACCUCAACCCCACUGAACAACUUUGGGAUGAAUUUAAACAACAAUUACAAGUCAGACCUUCUUGUCUAAUAUCAGCACCUGACCUCAUAAAUGCUCUUUUUUUCUGAAUGGGAACAAAUUCUAAAAGACAGAAUCCAAAAUUAAGUGUAAAACUGUCACAUUAGUGCUAUAGCUCCAAAAGAGGGGGUGGAUGGUUUGGGAUGGAAUGUCCAACAAGCUCAUAUAGGUGAGAUGGGCAAGUAUCCACAUAUGUUUGGUCCUAGAGCGGGGUAGAAAGUGUUUGGCACUCCAAAUUUUGCUAAUUACAUCUCCCCUGAUGCUCUGCCAGAACUAUUUCUCUAAUAGCUUUAUAAGAGAUUUAGUCCACAACAUCCUACCCCCUACCCCUGUCCUAGGAUUGCUUUCAAGACUACUUUAAAAGAACACUGAACGCAAAACAAUUUUGAAAAUAAAUAUAUAUAUAAAUAAGAAUACAAGACUUUAUUUUGUAGGUGUAAAUGUUAUCGGUUAUCGGCAGGUGCUUUCUGUUUGAUUGUAAGAAUCUAUCAAUUACUGUGCUAUCUUCUUUCAUUUUUAAGAUUUUUACAAUGCAGACUGUUUUAAAACGUUAUAAUUAUAUCCUUCUUAUAAUGUAAAAUAUAAUAGAUGUUGCCACUUAAAUUAAAUGUUUAAAUUUGUAAAAAUUGUGAGAGCAACCCUAAUCUAAUAAAAGCGAAACAGAGAUCCAAUCCUGGCUAAAUUACACUGAUCAUAGGGGAAAAGAUGAGCAUAAAAUCCAACAAAUUAGAUGCCCUGGCUCUGAUGAGGGUGUAGUUGGGAGUGUAAAUCACUGAAUUCAUUUGAAUAAUUUUAAGACAUUUGUAUUCCAAUCAUUUUGUCUAGUGAGUGAAUCUGGUUCUCAAAAGGCAAAAGGUAUACUUCAGGUUUGAGGUAAUGCAUUGAAAAAGUUUUAAUAAAAAACAAUUAUUGGAAGAGUAAAAAAAAUCUACUCAAUUUCCUUUGCAUGUUUCAAAUUUGCAGCUUCUCCAGAUAAUUGCAGCUGGGGUUUCUCAGCCAGUCCUACUUGUUAUUCUUGAUUAGCAUUUGUAUACCCCAUAAAACCCGUCUUCAGGAUUUAAAAAAAAGUCAGCUGUAAUGGUUAUAGUUCUUGGAGUGUUCCUUUACAAUUUAAAAGGACACUAUAGUCACCCAGACCACGUCAGCUCAAUAAAGUGGUCUGGGUGCCAGGUCCCUCAGGUUUUAACCCAUCAGAUGUAAACAUAGCAGUUUCAGAAAAACUGCUAUGUUUACAUUGCAGGGUUAAUCCAGCCUUUAAUGGCUGUCUUCCUGACAGCCGCUAGAGGUGCAUGUGCGAUGCUGGAUGCAAAAAUCGCAUUCAGCAUGCAGAACGACCAUAGGAAAGCAUUGAGAAAUGCUUUCCUAUGGACUGUUUGAAUAUGCACUCGGCUCUUGCCGUGCAUGCGCAUUCCGUUCCACUCUGGAGCUGACGGCUGCGGGGGAGGAGAGGUCACCAGCGCUGAGGGAGCCCGAAGUUGAUUAAAGUAAGUAACUGAAGGGGUUUACACCCUUCAGCGCCAAGGUAGGGGAGCCCUGAGGGUGGGGGGGACCUAAGGCUUAUAUAGUGUCAGGAAACGAGUUUGUUUUCUUGACACUAAAGUGAUCCUUUAAAGUUUGUAGAAUUGAGUUUUCUCAAUAAAGUAUGUAAGCAUUUGUAAUGUAGAUAUCUAAUGUAGGUUUGCUCCUCAGAUCAGUAUUUAGCAAUCUGUAUAUUGUACAGGUUUUGAUGUAGGUUUUUCUUACUAUUAUUAUUGCCAUUUAUAUAGCGCCAACAUAUUGCGUAACGCUUUACAAUAUUAUAGGAGGGGGGAUUUAACAAUAAAUAGGACAAUUACAAAAAAACUUACAGGAACGAUAGGUUAAAGAGGACUCUGCUCAAACAAGCUUACAGUCCAUAGGACGUUAUUAAACAUUUCAUUUUAUACCAUCAUUUUUGAAUAUUCGUAGGGAUAUUCCUUUUAAACAUACUGGUUGUUCAUUAUAAGAGAAAUUUCACAAUAUUUAACAAAACAGACAGUUAUGGCUUAGGUGUGAAACAUAACAAGUGCACAUUCAUCUCCCAAAAUACAAAUUUUAAGAUCACACUAUGGGACUUACUUCUACAGGGUUUAGGAUUUUGUAAGUAAACCACUAGAAGAAUUUUCAAAGUUUAUAUCCUUGUGGGCCUAAUGUCCUAUUAGGAUGUUGCAAUUUUGCAUAUAUUGUUUUAUAACUGUUAGUAAAUCAGUGACAGCAUCUCAGGAAUGCAACUUCCUUCAACAUAGAAUGUGGGAGUUUUCUCAUAAAAAGGGACUCUGCCCACUGAAGGAACAAGUUGAAACUGCUAAGACAUAGGUAUCUAAUACAUAGCAGACCAUUGAUAUAUCCACAUUCUAUAUGUAUAAUAUACAUAAAACGUUAAAAACAUUUAAUUAAAUGGACACUGUAGGUACUAUAACCAUUUCAUAUCAUGUCCCUCCAUUUAACUAUAAAGCUCUAAACAACUCUAGCCCUUGUUACAUUUCUUCACUUAUUCGUAGGUAUGCCCCUUCUCGGUCUCUCCGCUCUGCCGGUAACCAUCUCCUGUUCGCUCCUCACACCCUCACUGCUGACUCGCGCUUGCAGGACUUUUCACUGGCAGUUGCUUUCCCUUGGGAAAGUCUGCCAACCAAUCAGACUCUCUACUAGUCUUCAAUCUUUUACGAAAUUAAUCAAAACCCAUCUGUUUAGAAAUGUUUAUGGCCUCACAGAGUACCUUCUAUGUCACAAAUCUGCCUUCGGCUCUCUCCUAAAGAGUCACACUAAACUCUCUACUUUCUCACCUUGUUUGUUUUUAUUGUCCCCAUUGAUGCCCUUCCUAUUGUGUCCUUAUAUUCUACUACUCUAGACUGCAAGCUCUUCUGAGCAGGGUCCUCAUCUACCUAUUGAUCCUGUAAAUUUCACACUUUCAUAAUAUUGUAAAGCAUAAAUAUAUAAAUACUACUACUAAUAAUAAUUAAGAGUUAAACUAUUUUUAAACAGCUUAACACUGAAUGAGGGUCUCUGGCCACCCAUAGCAGUGCCCCUUUGAAGGUGCGACUAAGGCAAAGAUUACACACUUUCUUGUAGCCAUAAUGAUUCAUACCUGCAAUUGGCACUGUGAUAGACUGAAUGUGCUUUGCUGACACUUAAUAGAUCAAGCAGCACAGAGGAGAUUUAGCAUUAAAAACGGUUUAAUACUGAAUUGAAGGAUAGCGCCAAGGGACUCCAAACACUAUAACUAUUUCAAUGAGAUGAAGCAGUUAUGGUGCCCACAGUGUCCCAUUAAGAAGCCUAAUGAAUACCGUACAUUUUAUCCUUUAUGUCAGUCCAGAUAGGUUCAUGGGUGGAAAGAAGGCACUGAAUGAAUUAUUUAUGCAAGGUUAGGGAUCCCUCCUUGAUUAAUGAGUUGGUUUCCCUUCUUUAGAAUAUGAACACUAGUAUACUAUGCUGCUGGGCUUUACUAUUCACUUUACUGCACAUGACCAUGAAGAUAUUAUACAUGUCCAGAAGAACAUGGUCAACAUUGUAUCUAGACAUUGCAUUUAGAAGCAGUAUUAUUAGCUAUUGUUUUUAUCUGGAAUGAUGUCACUUCUUACAGUCUUUCCAAAAGGUGUAUCAUCCUUAAAGGAAUAACAUUGGACCUCCCUGCAGCUGUAUUCACAAAAGAAAAUGUGGCUAAUCCAGGAAUUCCCCUGAUUAUCAGAGCAGUAUUGGAAACUGAGGGCAGCUUGUAUCAGGACAAUCACUCCCAUUCGAAGGAAUAUUAGUGCUACAUUUUUUAAUGUUUUGUUGCUGUACAAAAUGUAGGGAGCGGCAGCGCUCUGCAUGUCACUCUCCAGAAGUGAGGUGUGUAUAUUUUGGAGGGGGCUCAGAAGCUGUUCUACCAAGAGAGGUAUGUGAAAUAUGUAUCUGACACUUGGUAAAACCCAAAGGAACAGUCCCACAGCAUUUCAUCAUUAACCCUUCGAGUGGCAGGGCAAGUGCAUAGUGCAACAUGGUGUUUCCCCUUUCUGGAACACCGAAUGUCUUACCAACAGUGAGUAAAGAUGAGUUGUGAGAAAUGCCAACUGGAUACAAAAAUCUGAUUUGAAGAUUUAUUUAUUUAUUUGACUCAGUUUAGUGAUUGCACAAGACCUUCCCCAACCCCCGAUAUGGUUCUCACUAUCUUCUGGUCAAGUCACAGUGGCUAAAUUUUACACAAAUAAGUCUUUAAAAUAAUUGUUAUUGAAGUAAAUUGAAGGUAGUUUGUAAAUUAAGGUCAAAUGUACUUUAUGCAAAACAAGUAGAAAAAACAAAUUUACACUGCUGCAGGCUCAGGUUGCCAGGGGUCAUUCUAAGGCAACAAGAAAUGUUUGAAUAUAUACAAGUGUUAGAAUACGAUCUCAUAAGCAAGGAGGAAAAGUUACUGACCAGGAUCUGUGAUGUGAUGAGCAAUCGGCUGACUUUAGAUGGAAAUCUGAUGAUGAUGCAAGGCCAGCAGGAUGCACCUAGUCUCUCUUAGAACCCCUGCUUCUAAAUAUAUUGCUUGUGCCUAACAAGAAAAAUUAAAAACGAGAAUAUGUUAUAGUUACUGCACAUAAUCGAUAUAGCAAUUACAGUUUUAAGUAAAAUUCUUGUAAACUUUUGCAGGGUUAUUUACUAAAAUGAGAAUUCAAAGUGAAUUUCACAUUUAUGAUCCAAACAGCAAAACUGGUAUAAUUCUGCAACUAUUUAAAAUCUGCAUUCUGCAAUUGAUUUUAAUAUAAUAAAAAAUGUAAUAGUUCUUCAAUUUCUUCACUUUCAAACUAAAUUCAGUUUGAGCAAAAUAGCUAUUUAGAGAAAGUAAAACAUAUAUAUUCAAGUUAUUAUUAAAGGAGCACUAUAGUGCCAGGAAAACAAACUUGUUUUUCUGGCACUAUAGGGUUAAUAUGUACCCCCUCCCACUGGGGUGAAGGGGUUAAAACCCUGUCAGCCACUUACCUAAAUUCAGCGCUGGGCUCUCUCGGCGCUGGUGACCUCUCCUCCCCCUGUAGACAUCAGCUCCUAAUGCAUAUGCGCGGCCAAAGCUGCACGCGCAUUCCAGCCGCCUAUAGGUAAGCAUUACCCAUUGCUUUCCUAUGGACAUCCAGCAUGCGUUCAAUGCGAUUUUCGCAUUGAGGAUCGCGGAAGCAGCCUCUAGUGGCUGUCAAGUAGACAGCCAAUAGAGGCUGGAUUAACCCUCAAUGUUUCUCUGAAACUGCUAUGUUUUCAGCUGCAGGGUUAAAACUAGGGGGACCUGGCAUUCAGAUGUGGAACACUAAAGUGUUAGGAAUACAAUCGCUAUAGUGCCCUGAUGGCCGUUUAGGUGACCAGCCCUCACCUGCAAAGAGAGAAAAAAAAGAGUAUUUGACUUACCUCCUCCCCUGCACCGCCAGUCUACAUAGCUGCCCCAGUGUUCUUGGCUGAGAACAUCGGGAUCGAUGAUCUCCAUCAAUCUAAUAUUUUCCCAUAUGAAAGCAUUGAAAGACUAAUGCAAAUGCACUGCACCAGUUAGAUGGUCUCUCUGAGAGCAUAUGCAAGGAUUAGCAGCGAUUUAUUUCACUGGACGUGCCUCUAGUAACAGUCUGAGUGCCAACCACUAGAGGGGGGAGAGGGGGCAUUUAAGCUGUAAUAAGCUGUAGUUUUUCUGGUGACAAUAGUGUCCCUUUAAGGUGUAUGAUUUUUUUUAAAGUAAACAGAAGCCUGCCAUUUAUUUGCACCUGUUUAUAUUGAGACUGCCGACUAUUGGCAUUAUGCAUUCAAGUAAGAAUUGUUGAGAGUUUAAAUAAAUUUUCAAAAUUAAGGCCAAAGUAGCUCAAUUGAAAAUAAUCUCACUUUGGCUACUUUGGAUUAAUUUUGAAAUUCACUUUGAAUUCUUACUACAUAUCUCCAGAUAGAUUGAAUUAAUUUACUUUCAGGAGCCAGGGAUAGAUCUCCAUGGACAUAACCUGCAACAUUAGUAUUUGUAUUUGGUUUUGAGAUUUUUUAUUUUAUUUCCUGGGUUAUUGAUUAACCCAACAGUCAUUGUCUAACAUGUAAAUCCAUAAUUGUAGAAAGAGGAAGCACAUAUAUUUUAUGUAAACUAAGGUUAAAUAUGUUAUAAUGAUAAUUCAAGUGUCAUAAACUGCAUUGUUAAGUAUUCAAACCGUAUUAAAAACAGUUUGACAUCUUACCUGGGUUUGCUGGACCCUGCAAGGCUUAAGGCAUUAAGUAUCGGGCUCUCCGUCAUUAUAGUGGAGGCAUGGAACAGAGCCUGGCGGACCCCAGGUUAGAACUCAAUCCAUUUUAAAAUGAUUUCACUAUUUACAGUGGGAAAAGGGUGCCACGGCACUCGUGGGACUAUGACCACUACAGGACACCGUAGUUAUUAUGGAGCUUGGAGUAUUUCCAUAAAGCAGUGGUUCCCAACCCAGUCCUCAAGUACCCCCUAACAGUUUCAGAGAAAGAAAAAAAAAAACACUUUAGACACAACAGGGUAAUCCCUAAAUCCUGGACUGUUAGGGGGUACUUGAGGACUGGGUUGGGAACCCCUGCCAUAAAAGAACACUCCAAUGAGAUUUAUUUUUAACAAUUUAGUAGACAUAACUGAAAGCUAGGUAGUCUUCCAACAGACACAUGUUCCUGGUAGAGAAGGCAGACGCCUUCCAGCAUAGCAUGCCUGCAACUUCUGUUAGCUCUGUGGAGCUAACAGUAUUAGGAAGAAAACCUGGGAGCCUUGGGCAUGUAAGGGAGUUGUUUAAAGUACUUACUAAAGUGUAAUUUCAACUAGAAACCACUACUUUUAUACAUUUCAAUUAAGAGGAGAUGUUCCUAACACAUAAAGCACUUCAGCUAACUGAAAUGCAUUGUGUGUGGAGUGCCAUUUUAAGACCAAAAUAGUGAAGUUGUAACAUAUUUUCCAGCUUAACUCAUUUUCACAAAUCAACAAAUAUGGCCUAAAGUUUUUCAAUCCCUUUGUCACAUAAACAGAAUUCCCAAUUUAGUAGAUAAACUAUAUUUAUUCCAAUUUAGAGAUUAUUUUACAUAAUAACAAGAUAAGUAGAACUUGCCUAACUCACCCAGCAUCUCUCUCUCAAGGUGCCAUAUUUUAUAAACUAAUAAAAUCACUCACAGGAGCAGACGUAUGAUAGACGAGCUCCGCUAAAAUCAGCAAUUAUAUGACCCAAAUUACACUAACUUUAUCCCACACCGAGCUAUUACAAGAUGGGGAAGAAAUCUAAGCAUCAGGGAAUGGUCAAAGCAGCAGGGUCCCGCGAUAUCGGAGACCUUAACCUUCGUCCCACUAUGGCCUCAGGAACUCCCGCGCCAAAAGAAAAUGGUGACUCAACCUCGGCCUCCUCCUUAGACCAAGCGCUGAAUAAGCUAGACGAGUUCCCAAACACAGGGGGAUUACCCGGGGCCAUAACACAGAGCCAGGGAGCGGAGCCUGGGGCCAUAACACAGAGCCAGGGAGCACAGCCCAGGGCCAUAACACAGAGCCAGGGAGCGCAGCCCAGGGCCAUAACACAGAGCCAGGGAGCGCAGCCCAGGGCCAUAACACAGAGCCAGGGAGCGCAGCCCAGGGCCAUGACACAGAGCCAUGGGUCAUAACACAGAGCCAUGGGGCCCGGGGCCAUAACAGAGCCAGGGAGCCCGGGGCCAUAACACAGAGCCAGGGGGCCCGGGGCCAUAACACAGAGCCAGGGAGCCCGGGGCCAUAACACAGAGCCAGGGGCCAAAAUACAGAGCCAGGGAGCGCAGCCCAGGGCCAUAACACAGAGCCAGGGAGCGCAGCCCAGGGCCAUAACACAGAGCCAGGGAGCGGAGCCCGGGGCCAUAACACAGAGCCAGGGAGCGCAGCUCAGGGCCAUAACACAGAGCCAGGGAGCGCAGCCCGGGGCCAUAACACAGAGCCAGGGAGCGGAGCCUGGGGCCAUAACACAGAGCCAGGGAGCACAGCCCAGGGCCAUAACACAGAGCCAGGGAGCGCAGCCGGGGCCAUAACACAGAGCCAGGGAGCGGAGCCCGGGGCCAUAACACAGAGCCAGGGUGCAGAGCCCGGGGCCAUAACACGGAACAAGGGAGCCAGGGGCCAUGACACAGAGCCAUGGGUCAUAACACAGAGCCAUGGGGCCCGGAGCCAUAACACAGAGCCAGGGGCCAUAACAGAGCCAGGGAGUCCGGGGCCAUAACACAGAGCCAGGGAGCCCGGGGCCAUAACACAGAGCCAGGGGGCCCGGGGCCAUAACACAGAGCCAGGGGCCAUAACACAGAGCCAGGGAGUCCAUGGCCAUAACACAGAGCCAGGGGCCAUAACACAGAGCCAGGGGGCCCGGGGCCAUAACACAGAGCCAGUGGGCCCGGGGCCAUAACACAGAGCCAGGGCCAUAACACAGAGCCAGGGAGUCCGGAGCCAUAACACAGAGCCAGGGGCCAUAACACAGAGCCAGGGAGUCCAUGGCCAUAACACAGAGCCAGGGGCCAUAACACAGAGCCAGGGGGCCCGGGGCCAUAACACAGAGCCAGGGGGCCCGGGGCCAUAACACAGAGCCAGGGCCAUAACACAGAGCCAGGGAGUCCGGAGCCAUAACACAGAGCCAGGGGCCAUAACACAGAGCCAGGGGCCCAGGGCAAUAACACAGAGCCAGGGGGCCCAGGGCCAUAACACAGAGCCAGGGGCCCAGGGCCGUAACACAGAGCCAGGGGCCAUAACACAGAGCCAGGGGCCCAAGGCUAGCUGAGUAACCUGAGAGACUGCACAACGAAAGGUGCGGAGCCCACUUAUUCUGGCGGGGAAAAUGUCUGUCAGCUCUCUCACUAACAGCCCCGCCCCCUCACACUCAAGAAAAUUAACAGAAUCUCCAGUGUUAGUCUUUAAUCAUAUUAACUAGUCACCAUACAUGUUAACUAGGCUUCAAUCGUGUUAACUAGUCACCAUACAUGUACAUUAGCCUUCAAUCAUAUUAACUAACCUUCAAUUAUGUAAGCUAGUCACAAAUUUUAGCUAGCCUCCAAUUGUUAAUAAGUCACCAUAAGUGUUAACUGGCUUCCAAUUAUUUCAGUCAUAUAUAGGUUAACUAGCCUCCAAUCAUGUUAGUCACCAUACCUAUUAACUAGCCUCCAAUCAUGUUAAUUAGUCACUAUACCUGUUAACUAGCCUCCAAUCAUGUUAAUUAGUCACUAUACCUGUUAACUAUCCUCCAAUCAUGUUAGUCACCAUACCUAUUAACUAGCCUCCAAUCAUGUUAAUUAGUCACUAUACCUGUUAACUAGCCUCCAAUCAUGUUAAUUAGUCACUAUACCUGUUAACUAGCCUCCAAUCAUGUUAAUUAGUCACUAUACCUGUUAACUAGCCUCCAAUCAUGUUAGUCACUAUACCUGUUAACUAGCCUCCAAUCAUGUUAAUUAGUCACUAUACCUGUUAACUAGCCUCCAAUCAUGUUAAUUAGUCCCCAUACAUAUUAACUAGCCUCCAAUCAUGUUAAUUAGUCACCAUACCUAUUAACUAGCCUCCAAUCAUGUUAAUUAGUCACUAUAACUGUUAACUAGCCUCCAAUCAUGUUAAUUAGUCACUAUACCUAUUAACUAGCCUCCAAUCAUGUUAAUUAGUCACCAUAUAUGUUAACUAGCCUCCAAUCAUGUUAGUCACCAUACCUAUUAACUAGCCUCCAAUCAUGUUAAUUAGUCACUAUACCUGUUAACUAGCCUCCAAUCAUGUUAAUUAGUCACUAUACCUGUUAACUAGCCUCCAAUCAUGUUAAUUAGUCCCCAUACAUAUUAACUAGCCUCCAAUCAUGUUAAUUAGUCACCAUACAGGUUAGUCUCCAGCCAUUUUUUUGUGUGUAAUAUCAUACUAUGUAUGAUAAAUGAAUCACUGUUCUGGCUAUUAGCUGGUUAUACCAUGCUAUGUGUCUUAUAGCACGAUACAUGUGUUAUAGCAUGCUACAUGUGUUAUAGUAUGAUCUGUGUUAUAUUUGUGUUGUUAUGUGUCAUAGUAUGAUAUGUGUGGUAUAUAUGUGUUAUAGCAUGCUAUGUGUUAUAGUAUGAUAUGUGUGGUAUGCUAUGCUAUGUGUAUUGAAGUAUAUGUGUUCUAUAGUAUUAUAUUCGUGUUACAGUAUGAUGUGUGUUAUGGUAUAUGUGUGUUAUAGUGUGUGUUUUAUAGUAUGAUAUGUGUGUUAUAGCAUGAUGUCUGUUAUAGUAUGUGUGGUAUAGUAUGAUAUGUGUUAUAUAAUGUGUAUAUGUGUUUUAUAGUACGUGUGUUAUAGUAUGAUAUGUGUGUUAUAGUAUUACGUGUGUUAUAGUAUAUGUGUGUUAUAGUAUGUUUUACAUAAUAUGUGUGUUAUAGUAUAUGUGUGUUAUAAUAUGUUAUGUGUGUUAUAGUAUAUGCUAUGUGUGUGUUAUAGCAUGAUGUUUGUUAUAGUAUGUGCUUUAUAGUAUUAUAUGUGUUAUAGUAGUGUGUUAUAGCACAAUGUGUUUUAUAGUAUGUGUUAUAGUAUAUAUGUUUUAUAGUAUGUGUAUUAUAGCAUGAUGUUUAUUAUAGUAUGUGUUAUAGUAUGAUAUGUGUGUUAAAGUCUGAUAUGUGUUAUAGUAUGUGUGUUAUAGCAUGUGUUAUAUAUAGUAUGAUAUGUGUGUUCUAGUGUGUGUUUUAUAGUGUGAUAUGUGUGUUAAUGUGUGUUAUAGUAUAUAUGUGUUAUAGCUUGAUGUUUGUUAUAGUAUGUGUUUUAUAGUUUGAUAUGUGUGGUAUAGUAUGUGUUUUAUAGUAUAUGUGUUAUAGUAUGGUGUGUUAUAGUAUUACGUGUGUUAUAGUAUGAUGUGUGUUAUAGUAUGUUUUACAUAAUAUGUGUGUUAUAGUAUAUGUGUGUUAUAAUAUGUUAUGUGUGUUAUAGUAUCAUAUGCUAUGUGUGUAUGUUAUAGCAUGAUGUUUGCUAUAGUAUGUGUGUUAUAGUAGUGUGUUAUAGCAUGUGUUUUAUAGUAUAUGUGUUAUAGUAUAUAUGUUUUAGAGUAUGUGUGUUAUAGUAUGUGUAUUAUAGCAUGAUGUUUAUUAUAGUGUGUUAUAGUAUGAUAUGUGUGUUAUAGUAUAUGUGUGUUAUAGCAUGUGUUAUAUAUAGUAUGAUAUGUGUGUUCUAGUGUGUGUUUUAUAGUGUGAUAUGUGUGUUAUAGUAUAUAUGUGUUAUAGCUUGAUGUUUGUUAUAGUAUGUGUUUUAUAGUUUGAUAUGUGUGGUAUAGUAUGUGCUUUAUAGCAUGAUGUUUGUUAUAGUAUGAUGUUUAUUAUAGUAUAUGUUAUAGCAUGAUGUUUUUUAUAGUAAGAUAUGUGUGUUAUAGUAUGAUAUGUGUGUUAUAUAGCAUGAUGUGUUUUAUAGUAUAUGUGUAUUAUAGUAUGAUAUAUGUGUUUUAUAGUAUGAUAUGUGUAUUAUAGUAAGAUAUGUGUUAUAGUAUGAUAUAUGUGUGUUAUAGCAUGAUGUGUUUUAUAAUGUGUUAUAGUAUAAUGUGUGUUAUAGUGUAUGUUUUAUAAUAUGUGUUAUAGUAUUAUAUGUGUUAUAGUAUAUGUGUAUUAAAGUAAGAUAUAUGUGUUAUAGUAUGUGUGUUACAGUAUGAUAUGUUUUAUAAUAUAUCUGUGUUAUAGCAUGAUGUGUUUUAUAAUGAUAUGUGUGUUAUAGCAUGAUCUGUUUUAUAAUAUAUGUGUAUUAUGAUAUGUGUAUUAUAGUAUGAUAUAUGUGUGUUAUAGAAUGAUAUAUGUGUAUUAUAGUAUGACAUGUGUAUUAUAGCAUGAUAUAUGUCUGUUAUAUAGUAUGACAUAUGUAUUAUAGUAUAUGUGUAUUAUAGUGUGAUAUAUGUGUGUUAUAUAGUAUGAUAUGUGUGUUAUAGUAUAUGUGUAUUAUAGUACGAUAGGUGUGUAUUAUAGUAUGAUAUGUGUAAUACAUAUAGUAUGAUAUCUGUAUUAUAGUAUGAUAUAUAUGUGUUAUAUAGUAUGUGUGUUAUAUGAUAUAUGUGUAUUAUAGUAAGAUAUGUGUUAUAGUAUGAUAUAUGUGUGUUAUAGUAUGUGUGUUAUAGCAUGAUGUGUUUUAUAAUAUGUGUGUUAUAGUAUGUGUGUUAUAGUGUAUGUUUUAUAAUAUAUGUGUUAUAGUAUUAUGUGUUAUAGUAUGUGUAUUAAAGUAAGAUAUAUGUGUUAUAGUAUGUGUGUUACAGUAUGAUAUGUUUUAUAAUAUCUGUGUUAUAGCAUGAUGUGUUUUAUAAUGAUAUAUGUGUUAUAGUAUGAUAUAUGUGUGUUAUAGCAUGAUCUGUUUUAUAAUAUAUGUGUAUUAUAAUAUGAUAUGUGUGUUAUAGUAUGAUAUAUGUGUGUUAUAGUAUGACAUGUGUAUUAUAGCAUGAUAUAUGUGUGUUAUAUAGUAUGAUAUGUGUAUUAUAGUAUGUGUGUUAUAGUAUAAUGUGUGUUAUAGUGUAUGUUUUAUAAUAUGUGUUAUAGUAUUAUAUGUGUUAUAGUAUAUGUGUAUUAAAGUAAGAUAUAUGUGUUAUAGUAUGUGUGUUACAGUAUGAUUUGUUUUAUACUAUAUCUGUGUUAUAGCAUGAUGUGUUUUAUAAUGAUAUGUGUGUUAUAGCAUGAUCUGUUUUAUAAUAUAUGUGUAUUAUAGCAUGAUAUAUGUGUGUUAUAUAGUAUGAUAUGUGUAUUAUAGCAUGAUGUAUGAUAUGUGUAUUAUAGUAUGUGUGUUAUAGUAUAAUAUGUGUGUUAUAGUAUGUGUAUUACAUAUAGUAUGAUAUCUGUAUUAUAGUAUUAUAUAUUUGUGCUUAUAUAGUAUAUGUGUAUUAUAGUAUGUGUGUUAUAGUAUGAUAUAUGUGUGUUACAGUAUGAUAUGUGUGUUACAGUAUGAUGUAUGUGUUAUAAUAUAUAUGUAUAUUAUAAUAUGUGUGUGUGUGUGUUGUAGUAUGAUAUUUCUAUAUAUGUGUGUGUGUUAUAGUAUGAUAUAUGUGUGUUAUAAUAUGUGUGUGUGUGUAUUAUAGUGUGUGUGUUGUGUAUGUGUAUUAUAGUAUGAUAUACAUGUGUAUUAUAAUAUAUUUGUAUGUGUGUUAUAGUGUGUGUGUGUGUAUUAUAGUAUGAUAUAUUUGUAUUAUAGUAUGAUAUAUUUGUAUUAUAGUAUGAUAUAUUUGUAUUAUAGUAUGAUAUAUAUAUAUAUGUGUAUUAUAGUGUGUGUGUGUGUGUGUGUGUGUGUGUGUGUGUGUGUGUGUGUGUGUGUGUGUGUGUGUGUGUGUAUGAUAGUAUGAUAUAUAUGUGUGUGUAUUAUAGUAUGAUAUAUGUGUAUUAUAGUAUGAUAUAUGUGUAUUAUAGUAUGAUAUAUGUGUGUGUAUUAUAGUGUGUGUUAUAGUGUGUGUGUGUGUAUUAUAGUAUGAUAGUAUGAUAGUAUGACAGGUGUCCCUGUGCUGGCUGCAGUCUAGCCUCCCUGGUGUUUUACCAUAGUAUAAUAACAUGCAGCAGUUGUGUCUCCAGGUAGCUGGCUGGCCAUGUUACUCUCUGACUGACUGACAGAUAUUGACCUAUCUCUUAGCAUGGCCCUGGCCGCACCCACCUCAGACAGGAGACACUCUAUCUCCAUGAGUCUCUCCACUCUAUGGUUUACAUAGGCCGCCCAUGAGGAGCUCGAUCAGCCAAUCAGCGGAGGCGUCUGAUAUAUGUGCCCGGCUUGGUAACCAAUGAGGUGAAUGAUUAGAUAUAUAGCCAAUGAUGGGCCAUGCUGCAGGUGCUGAGUCCGCCAUCUUGGUACCUGGCAGGGAGCUGGGUUAUUUAGUGAAGGUAGAAGCAGUAAGCAGGUGAUGCGUUGUGUUAAUAGAAUGGAUUCCCCCAGCUAUAAUGUACACAAACUGCCAUGUGAUAAAAUCAAUAAUUCAGUAUAAUCCUAUCAAUGUGAGUGGUAUUAUUAAUUAUGAGCUGAUACUGGGAGCCAUGGGACCUGUUUGAUGGGGAUUGGGACAUUUCUGCUUCACACUUUGCAUGUUUUGUGACCCAGAUCCAAUGGUUGGGGUUUUAUUUUAUUUUUAUUUAUUUUUUUCUAAUAAACUCUAACAUUAGCCCACAAGUAGUAACCAAUCAUUGAUUUCCAUAAAUCCCAAAUAAUCAGGACUAUUAUUCUGACCUACACAUUCACAUUCAUUGCCCUGUCAAUCUGUACAUCUUAAUCAAAAAUGCUGUGUUUACUAAUGCGUCCAUAUAAUUAUAAGCAGGGCUGGAAAUUUCCACUGGUUCACUGGCCUGUGACAAGUUAGAAAAUCCUGGUUUACACCGUAUGGAUUAAUAACUAUCCCGCUCCUAACUGCUAAACGUCUUUAUAAUGUAUCCAGGCUUGGUGAUGUAAAUUACCUGUAUUUCACAUGGUAUUAUUUGGAAUUCUCCUGUCUAAUGUUUUCUCGCGUAUAGUGUUUCCUUCUAAACUACCCAGUAUGGCUUUCAUUCACUGAGAAUAAUUGCAUUUUUGCCGAAAUUCUCCAGCUCAGCUUUUAAUUACACUUAGCCUCAUAGUUUGGCAAAUCCCAGUUCAGUGAAUAAAACCCAGUGUGUGUGGUAGGGGCACGGAAUAUGCUCCCAGCAAAAAUCAUAGAAUUUUUUACCACAGGAGCCAUUUACACACUGUCUCGGAUGCGUAUCUGUGCAGUGAUGUAAUCAGAAUUAACACUUUAAAAGCCUUGGAGGUUAAAAAUAAAUAAAUUUUAAAAGUACUGUUUACCGUAUGUGUUCUAGGGAUAGAGCUUGGGUGGCUGUUGGGGCUUCAACUCUAGAAGUUAAAAUAAAGGCUUUAAUUGCAUCAGACAGCAUAAAGUUAAUUUCUAAUCCAGACUGAGAGGUUCUAUGUGCAGGCUAAACAUUUAUGUUAGGUGUAGUUCUACAAUGGGGUAAGUGCACUUUUGGCCACCUUGUUCUACUAGAGCAGUAGUUCUUAACUCCUGUGUUGUGACCCAUAAUUUGGCACCCAUGCUAUUUUAUUGGGUCCUUAACCGUUGGAAUAUGCACGUCAUACAGGCAUUUUUUUUUUUAUUGGGUCCUUAGCCGUUGGAAUAUGCACGUCAUACAGGCAAUUUUUUUUUUUUUUAAUAUUUCAAUUUUAGUGUUUUAUGUUAAAAUCUUAAAGUGGAUCACCAAACUAAUUGUGUAAAUCAUGAACGUUUAAAUACAGUUGUAAAUGAAUGAAUGUAAAGAUAGUUUGUGUCCCUUGUAGGAAAGGUUAAGAAACCACUGAUCUGAGUUAUAGAAAGGAAUAAGGUAUAUUGUGCAUGCUGCACCUUGCAUUACAAUGGACUCAAGUGCUAUUUAUAGUCUGCAAACAACAUUAAAGCCAUUUUUCCAUGUAAAAGGUGUUCAGAAAAGGUGAACAUAUUUUUUUUUUUUAUGUUUGCUUUGUUUUAGCUCAGAAUUAAAACAAAAAAACUGAAUUCUAGUUGAAAAGCGCCAAAUGUCAAUAUGUUUACCUUCUGGGUCUGGUUCCAGGUCAUCAAAACACAAACCACCCUACCUGACUUUUACUGCUUCACUUCUCAGGACUGCUGGGUGCCGCUGCUGUCAUUAAGUUACAAUAAGAAAUCACUGACAUUUCAACUGUAAGUGAUUGCUACCAUUUAAAGCAACAGUAAACAUAAACAUAAUUUUCCAUUUGUGUCCAGGAGUCAGUGAAGAAACUUAUAAAUUGCUGUAAAGCUCACAGAUUUAAUUAAUUAACUUGUCAUUCAAAGGAUGAGGUGAACAUGCACAUUUUUGUGUGUGAGUACAAGGUACGUUCGCUCUCGGUUGCGUUCUCUGUCUGUUGUGAUCAGAAUUAAACCCAUGUGGUACCCAAUAAAUGACUAUUAUAUGGACCAGUGUGGCAGGCUCUUCACAUAUGUAGUAGUAUCCCUGGUCUCACUCUACCAAUGUCUACAGUACAGACCCACGUGGCAGGUUUCCACAACUAUGGUAUGAAUCCUUGUCUUGCUCUAUCCAUCCCUGUGGUAUGAAACUUGCUUCAGAGUGCGUGGAGUGCCCAUGAAUGUUCGUUUUGGAUCCAUUGUGUCUUUAUCUUGUUUUACAAUCCUUUAGUUUCCUCAGAGUGAUAAGAAAAUCUUGUAGAUUGGGGAUGCAGUUCAUUUGUCAGAAUAACAACAAAGAGACAUUUUAAUAUUGCAUUUUCAUAGUAAAAUAAGCAAAUAUAAUUACCCAUGAUACUGCAUUCUAGAGCUGUCUUCUUCUAAAAUAUAACUUUUGAUGAACCUGUGUAUUAGCUCUUCAGAGUUGAGGCUGGUUCAUUCGGUGGAAAGUGUCAGCUGAUUGCUUUCAGCCAAUGCGCUAAGCCCUGCACUGCUAGGCUUACCUUAUACAGAGAGCUUUAGGCUCUUUGUCUGCAGUAGUGGAGACAGGGAGCAGCACCUGGAAUACCCAAGGUAAGCUGUCAAAGUGCUCUAAAAUGGUUUGACUGCUUACAAUUGAGGCGCCAGGGCACUAUUAGCACCAUAACCACUAUAGCACACUAUGUUGUUUAUGGUAUUUAGAGUGUUCCUAUAAGACAAGCAAUAUGAGAGAGUAAGGUUAGUACUGAUGGGGUAAACUGUAUCAGUUACCCAUGUCUUUUGUUUCUUAUACACCCUUUUCACUAAAUGAUGAGUUUUAGCAAAUUAAAACCAAAUGGCAAAAUGAAUGCUAAAAUAGUAUAUUUAGAUAAAUUCUCCAAUUGAGCCAUGAUGAGCCAACAUAGUUGUGUCUGCUCUGAAACAUGAGCUAAAAUGUAAGCCACCAGCUUUGGCAUAUUUUCAUGUCAGGCAACAUUGUGACAACAGACAAUACCAAAAUCAAAAUAUCAAGGAUAGGUGAAGGCAUUACAAUCAAUAAGUGAUAAAUAGAAAGUUCUAGUGACUCCUAUAAUUCAGAUCUAAUAUUCAAGGCAUAAACUGGACAGUACGAAAUGUUGGUAUGGUGCACAUAAAGUACAUAGGGGCUUCAGCACAGAUGCAACAUUAUAGUGAAUUAAAAACAAUAUUGUUUAAUUGAGGCUGAAGUAGCCAGAUUGUGACUCUAACUUGUUUGCUUAAAUAUUGCACGGUUUUCAGUUGUAUACAUUUCAGUGUUUAUAAAUCCUAAAUUCUCAACAGUACCAGUCAUUGAUGAGUACAGUAAGCACCAUAACCACUACACAGUGCAUUAAUAUUGAGUGAGUCACUUGCUAGUGAGGCUACAUAAUGGGUAACAAGAAAAGGCUGGGUUAUUACAGUGAUUGCAAUUAUUGGAGGUUAGAAGCUAAAUACAUUUCCUGGGGCUUGCAUAGAGUGCGUAGAAACACUGUUAGGGUUUACACAGUAAAGGUUGAAAUGUUGAUAAUAAAAUGUUUUGGAAGACAAAUAGAGAAAUAAAUCCAAUGAUUCAGUCAGAGAGAACAAAGCAAAAAGACUAGAUGGACUGCUUAGUUCUUAUCUGCUGUCGUUAUCAGGGUUUCCAUGUUUAGGUUUCUAUGCUACACUAGAUUCCUACUAAUACUAUGCUCUGUGACAUAAAAUGUCUGUGAAGUGUGCCUCCAGGGCAUUUAAUGGAAUACCUUCACUUUAUAGAUAGUAAAAGAUCACAGUUAGAUAUAUUUUAGACAUUUAUGUAUGUUUGUAUAUUAAAGGGACACUAAUGUAAGGAAUACAAACUUGUAUUUCUCCUAUUAGAGUGUUCUACAGGCUAUUUAGAUUUGAGGGCCACCCCAAAAGUCGUAAAAUAAAACGUUUUGCUUACCUUUAGGCGCCUGAUUAUCUCAAUCAAACGUUUCCCUAGAGGGAAGCAUCGGUGGGGGCUGGUGCGGAAUGAUGUUCAGUGUUUUCUUGCAGACCAUGGAGAUGCUGGACCUUGCUUCUGCAAAGAUUGCAGGAUUGCACCAGGAAACCCUUCUAGUGACUGUCUGAGUGACUGCCACUAGAGGUGGCAUUAAGCAACAAUGUAAACACUGCCUUUUUUCAGAAAACUUGGUGUUUGCACUGCUCAGCUUGCAGGGACAAUCUAUGCGCCCCACAACCACUACAUUAAAGGAACACUCCAGGUGCCAUAACAACUUCAUUGAAAUUAAUGGAGCUUCAUACACUAAUCUGCCACAACAUUAAAGCCACUGAGAGGUGUAGUGAGUAACAUUUAUUAUAUCGGUACAAUGGCACCUGUCAAGGGGUGGAUAUAUUAGGCAGCAAGUGAACAGUCAGUUUUUGAAUUUCAUGUGUUGGGAGCAGGAAAAAUUAGCACACUGAGACAUUGACUGACAGCUGGGAGAAAAGCAUAUUUUGAAAAAGCUUUUUCUCCUAUUCUGUACAUUUGCCAGCAAGACUGCUAGCACAAUACAGGGAGAGAAUCGUAUGCUCAAUCAAAUGAGCAUACGUUGUUUGGGGCAUGACAGUGCCCUUUAAGCAGUCUUUAAGAUAAUCCUAUAGGAAUUCAGAUGUGUGGUGAUGUUACUGGCCUGGAGGGGUCAACCAAGUGAGCAAUUGACCCUGAAGCUAAAGUAUUUGAAAGGUUUGAUUGUAACUGUAUGCAGUCACAGGGGGAAUCGAAAAAUAUAACCAGGCCUUUAUACAUAUCCACCUUCACUUUAUUUUUCUGUGAUCCUUUUUGAGCUUAGAGCAGCGGUAGCAUCCCUCACCUCUAUGGCUGGUGUGGAACGGCAAAAUUAACAAGGCUUUGCAAUAUUGGGGCUGUAGGUCUUGCAAUGUUGGGGCUGUAGGUCUUGCAAUGUUGGGGCUGUAGGUCUUGCAACAUUGGGGCUGUAGGUCUUGCAAUAUUGGAGCUGUAGGUCUUGCAAUGUUGGGGCUGUAGGCAGGGCCGGACUGGGAAAAAAAUUAGGCCCGGGCAUUUUUCAAUCAGAGCGGCCCCCUAAGAAGGGGGCGGGGCCAGAGAGUGUGUGUUUUGUCAUCACUAAUCUCAAAGUGAGCAUGUUGGUUCAAUGCCCAGAGCCCCGCUGAAGAGCUCUGGCAUUAGAAAAAGGCCCCCAAAUUUGUUCUGCGCAGCGCAAGCAAAUUUAAUAACAUGCUUGCGCUGUGUUUGCUUUUAAAUUGUCUCUGGUGUCUCCACAAGUGGGAUACCAGAGGACAAAAGGGCCAGGAAAGUGCAUGGUGCAUAUGUUUGGAGCCUGCUUGUGGGAUUGCGUGUGUGUAGAGUGUGGUGUGGUAUUGUAUAAAUAGGUCAAUAUAAUUUGUGUUUGUGGUGUAAUAUGUGUGGCUAGGGGCUGUAGAGAGUGUGUGUAUAAGGGGCAUAGUUUUAUAGGGGAUGCAGCGAGUGUGUGCAUACAGGCUGAAGUGUGUGUGUAUAGGUGACGUAGUGUGUGUAGGGGUUGCAGAGAGAGUCUGUUUAGAGAAUGUUGUAUGUGUUUGCUGACAAGGAAUGUAGUGUGUGUGUGUAGGAGAUCUACUGUGCAAAUGACCCAGUUUGUGUGUGUGUGUGUGUGUGUAGAGGAUUAAGAGUGCAUAUAGGGUAAGGGAUCUAGUGUGUAUCUGGAGCGUAAUGUGUGUAGUGGUGCAGUGUGAGGGGUGCUGUAGUGUGUGUGUGUGUGUGUGUGUAUGUAUAUAUUUAUAUAUAUUUGGACUUAUUGUAUGUGUGAAGGGCGCAGUGUGUGUAUGUAAGAGGGGUGCUGUGUGUGAGGGUGUUUUUAUCUGCUGUCACAUUCUGUGUGCUGUGUGUGUCUGGGUGCUGUGUGUGUCUGGGUGCAGUGUGUGUCUGGGUGCUGUGUGUGUCUGGAUGCAGCGUGUGUCUGGGUGCAGCGUGUGUCUGGGUGCAGUGUGUGUCUGGGGGUGCAGUGUGUGUCUGGGGGUGCAGUGUGUGUCUGGGUGCAGUGUGGGCGCGCCUGUGUGUGUCUGUGGUGCUGUGUGUCUGGUGCUGUGUGUGUCUGGGUGCACUGUGUGUGUCUGGUGGUGGGUGUGUGUCUGGGGGUGUGUGUGUCUGGGGCUGUCUGGGGUGCUGUGUGUCUAGUGCCAGUCUGGGGGGGGUGCUGUGUGUGUCUGGGGCUGUGUCUGGGGUGCUGUGUGUGUCUUGGGGGUGCUUUGUCUGGGGUGCUUGUGUGUCUGGGGUGCUGUGUCUGGGGCAGUGUGUGUCUGGGGGGGCUGUGUCUGGGGGUGCAGUGUGUGUCUGGGUGCAGUGUGUGUCUGGGGGUACCAGUGUGUGUCUGGGGGCUGUGUCUGGGGGUGCUGUGUGUGUCUUGGGGUGCUUUGUCUGGGGGUGCUGUGUGUGGUCUGGGGGUGCUGUGUCUGGGGUGCAGUGUGUGUCUGGGUGCAGUGUGUGUCUGGGGCACCCUGUGUGUGUGUCUGGGGGUGCUGUGUGUGUCUGGGGCCAGGGGUGCCUGCCUGUGUGUGUCUGGGGGUGCUGUGUCUGGGGGUGCUGUGUGUGUCUGGGGGGCUGUGUCUGGGGGUGCUGUGUGUGUCUUGGGGGUGCUUUGUCUGGGGGGUGCUGUGUGUGUGUCUGGGGGUGCUGUGUCUGGGGUGUGUGUCUGGGGGCUGUGUGUGUGGGGGUGUGCUGUGUGUGUCUGGGGCUGUGUCUGGGGGUGCAGUGUGUGUCUGGGUGCAGUGUGUGUCUGGGGUACUGUGUGUGUCUGUGGGGCUGUCUGGGGGCUGUGUGUCUGGGGGUGCGCUUUGUGUCUGGGGGUGCAGUGUGUGUCUGGGUGGUGCUGUGUGUGUCUGGGUGGUGCUGUGUCUGGGGGGGUGCUGUGUGUGUCUGGGGGCUGUGUCUGGGGGUGCUGUGUGUGUGUGUCUGGGGUGCUGUGUGAGUCUGGGUGCUGUGUGUCUGGGGGUGCUCUGUGUGUCUGGGGGGUGCUGUGUGUCUGGGGGGUGCUGUGUCUGGAGGCUGUGUGUGUGAGUGAAUGUAUUUUUUAUUUAAAUAUAUUUUUUUUACUAAUAAAAAAAUAAAAAUAAAUUAUAUCCCCCCCCCCUCCCUUCUUACCUUUAUCCUGGGAGGGGGGAGGGGGAGGAGGAGAUUCCGUUCUGCCUGGGGAGGGGUGGGGAGCCGUGCUGCCUUCCCUGGUGGUCCAGUGGUGAGAGUGAACUCUAACCUGCAGGUUAGAGUUCACUCUCGCGAGAUCUGAGCGUUGCCGCGGCAACGCUCAGAAUCCCGCGAGAGGACCGGCGGAGCUGCUUGUUAGAGCUCCGCCGGGUCCUCCCUCCCUCCCUCACCCAGCCGGCGGCCGCAUCUCCCUGUCUGUGGGCCGGUGAGGGAGAUCUUUGAUCUCCCCACCGGCCCAUGGAGGCACUAUGCAGGGCCGGCGCUCGGAUAGCGCUGGCCCUGCAGGGGCCGGCCGGGGAGAUCCUGUGAUCUCUCCUGCCGGCCUGGCCCCAUGGCCAUCGCGGCCCACCGGGCAUUUGCCCGGUAUGCCCGAUGGCCAGUCCGGGCCUGGCUGUAGGUCUUGCUAUGAUGGGGCUGUAGGUCUUGCAAUAUUGGGGCUGUAGGUCUUGCAAUAUUGGAGCUGUAGGUCUUGCAAUAUUGGGGCUGUAGGUCUUGCAAUAUUGGGGCUGUAGGUCUUGCAAUGUUGGGGCUGUAGGUUUUGCAAUAUUGGGGCUGUAGGUCUUGCAAUGUUGGGGCUGUAGGUCUUGCAAUAUUGGGGCUGUAGGUCUUGCUAUGAUGGGGCUGUAGGUCUUGCAAUGUUGGGGCUGUAGGUCUUGCAAUGUUGGGGCUGUAGGUCUUGCAAUGUUGGGGCUGUAGGUCUUGCAAUAUUGGGGCUGUAGGUCUUGCAAUGUUGGGGCUGUAAAUGUUGGGGCUGUAGGUCUUGCAAUAUGAUGGGGCUGUAGGUCUUGCAAUAUUGGGGCUGUAGGUCUUGCAAUAUUGGAGCUGUAGGUCUUGCAAUAUUGGGGCUGUAGGUCUUGCAAUAUCUUGGGGCUGUAGGUCUUGCAAUGUUGGGGCUGUAGGUUUUGCAAUAUUGGGUCUGUAGGUCUUGCAAUGUUGGGGCUGUAGGUCUUGCAAUAUUGGGGCUGUAGGUCUUGCUAUGAUGGGGCUGUAGGUCUUGCAAUGUUGGGGCUGUAGGUCUUGCAAUGUUGGGGCUGUAGGUCUUGCAAUGUUGGGGCUGUAGGUCUUGCAAUAUUGGGGCUGUAGGUCUUGCGAUGUUGGGGCUGUAGGUCUUGCGAUGUUGGGGCUAUAGGUCUAAAAGUCCAUCUAUAAGUCCAAAUCCAAAGAUGAUUACGUGUUUGUGCUUAAAUUCCGCAAGUCGGUGGGAAGUGGAAAAAAAUCUUUGUGACAUGCUCUGAUUUGUGAUUGACAGCUCUGAUUUCCAAGAGCUUCUGCAGUAGUCACAUUUUACUUACAAAUUUGUUUAAUUAAAAUCUUGUAUCUUAAAGCCAACUCUAAUUCUGCCUUGUUCACAGACCUGAUCAGGUCCCUUACUACUAUGGACAAAGUCUCCUUAAAAUGUUUGGCUGUGCAUGAUGGGAGCUGGCUGACCUAGGUUGCUUUAUACUGCGGUAUAUUUCCAAUGAGUUAAUUGUUUUUGUAAAGUAUUGGUUGUUGCUGUCAUUUUCUCAGCAUAGACUUCUUACGGAGCUUGUUGGACUUUUGAACUUAAACGAAGCAUGAAUGAUGGAGACGGGAGUUGUGUGGCUCCGGGGUUUCUAGGUGGGUCUUUGCCUUUAAAUAUAGAACAAACAUAAGGGCUGCAUUCCACUUGCCUCAAUCAGCACAGGGGUGAGAAUGAGGUAGGAGUUGUUGAGUUAACCCAUUCUGUGCCAAUAGGUCAGCAAAGCGUUGAACCGCCCCUCCAAAUAGCUAAUGUAACCUGUACAUUGUAUCCCAGUAUAAAUAUCUAUUACUUGGUCAUAUGAAUUCAACAGAAUAGUAUCUGUAGUUACAGAUCUUUUUACCAUGGUUUACAGAAGCAGCAUUGGGAGAUGCUGUUUGUGUAAUACUUUGUUGAAGACUAUAAAAACUACACAAUUUAUAGAAGGUGUAGGGAACUUGUGAUUUACUCAGCAGCAGCUGAACUUCAACACCCAUCAUUCUCACAUUGCCUGGGCCUGUUACCAGUCUCCGUUCAGUGACUGCUAUGUUGAUGCACACAACCUCACAAGCUCAGCACGAGAAUAGUGUGAAUUAUUAACACUCUGUAUUGCCUCUGUUGAAGGAUGUCAGGGUGAAUGGUCAAAUGUAUGUGCAAGGGCGUGUGUAGCAGUGUAAGUAAAUAUAUAUUUUAAUAAAACAUGUAGAAUCGCAAAAAAUCCUCUUUAAACAGCUUUUGAAGUCUGAAAUAUGUGGCAAGUUAUGUACGCCAGUAAGCCAGGGGUAUUUAAAUCUGUCCGCCUUUUGGGGUGACUGUGGGCCCACCUACCACUCUGAAUCUGUUCAGUGAGGUUCUCUAGGAUUCUGUGAUGGAGCAGUGAGCAAUAUGGCAUGUAUAUUGGUAUGCACAGAUUUCACUCACUGGCACAGCAGCCAUAGGCGAUACUGCCAUGCUAGUGUCAUUGGAAUACAAGCUAGAGUCACUUUACACUGAUUACCAACCUUGCUGUACAUUUACUAGCAAUUUGGUUUACACAAUGCAAAGAUGAGAUGGAAUGAUGUCUUGCCUUAUAACUAUCAGUGGUUCAUAAAUGGACCUCCACCAAAUCUCCCUCACUGUAUCAGACCCCUGCCACAUUAACUGAGAAAUAAUUACAUGCAAAACAUGCUGUCAAACGGUACUUUUAAAAUCUUGCAGCCCAUGUAUAAGAAGCAAAUGUCAACACAACUUUGUUCAGAACUGUUUCCUUUAAAGUCAUGCCAGUAGCUUUAGGUAGGACUGUGGGUAUUCUGAGAGCUCUAGUUAUUCUCACACUGCUCACUGUUUAACACAAAACGCUGUGACGGUGCCUACAGACUCUUUGCGCCAUAACAACUACAGCGAGCUGUACUGGUUAACGUGCUUCGAGUUUCUCUUUAAGUUCCUUGAAAUCCAUGCAUAUUUCCAUUCCCUUUAGAUAUUUAGGUUGAUCAAUGCAUUAGGUGCUCUGGCUCUCAAAGUGUUAAGUCUUAAGGAUCAGGCAAGACAUUCUCUGCCCAGAAUUUGUAUCUGUUAGUUGUGCAGUUUAUGUUGGGCAGGACACUUAGUAUCUCAUGUCUUAUCACAUUGCAGAAUGCCAUUCUGCUGCAGCUGUGUUUGCACAGCGCUGCUGUACUUUGCCUAGCUCCAGAUAAGAUUGUGAGCAAAGGUGAGGUUCAGAUCAGAACCUUUUCCUUAAUGUUUCCCUUUUCUCUACCCACUUCCUUCUCUUUCUGCUGGCACUGUUUAUAUCUUUUUCUGGGCACGAGAGAUAUAGUUUGUCACAAAUGGUCUCUAUCCUUUCAUAUUUUGUGAGACAUGCAAAUCUGUAAGGCAAAAGAUGGCCAAAAGGUGUCUAGUGACACCUAUAAUUCAGAUCUAAUAUUCAAGGCAUAAACUAGACAGUACGAAAUGUUGGUAUGGUGCACAUAAAGUACAUAGACUAAAUCUCCUGUGCUACCUGUCAGCCUUUAAACACCUUUGUUCUAUCACUUGGCUAAUGCCACAGACACAUUUUACAUUCAGCCUCAGGGAUUAUGAAUUAAUGCUCAACAUUAAAGAGCCAUAUAUAUGUACCAUACAUCUCAUUGAAGUGGUUUUGGUACCUGGAGUCCUCUGGUGCUGCCUCACAGUUUGUUGUUAAUAUACCAUUUAUUAAUCUGUUUAAUUCUGAAAGAGGGACUCUGGGUGUUCGCAGCCCAGCCCCUCUCUGCUGCUUAUGCUGACACAUCUGCAUUAGCCCUUGCUGCGAUAGGUUUAAAGGACCACUCUAGGCACCCAGACCACUUCAGCUUAAUGAGGUGGUCUGGGUGCCUGGUCCAGCUAGGGUUAACCCAUUUUUUUAUAAAUGGGUUAAUCCAGCCUCUAAAGCCUCUAGUGGCUGUCUCAUUGACAGCCAGUAGAGGCGUUUGCGUGCUUCUCACUGUGAAAAUCACAGUGAGAAGACGCAAGCGUCCAUAAGAAAGCAUUGUAAAUGCUUUCCUAUGAGACUGGCUGAAUGCGCGCGCAGCUCCUGCCGCGCAUGCACAUUCAGCCGACGAGGAGGAUCGGAGAAAGGUGAGUGUUUAACCCCUUCCUCUCGCCAGAGCUGGCGGGAGGGGAUCCCUGAGGGUUUCCUGGCACUAUAGUGGUCUUUCAAGUGAUUGGCUGAGAGCAUCAUCUGACCUUAUUUAGUUUACUGACGGCUAGAGUAAAACUCAGUCAUGUGACACAGAAGUCCCACAGGAAAUCAUUAAUUCAAUGCUUUCCUUUGGAAGCUUGGAUGUGCAUACGGCACAUGCACACCAAGUACCCAGUGCUCCUCUAUAAGGAGUAUUGAAUUGGACAUUGGCGGAGGAGGCCAUUUGGUGGAGAAGCUCAGCGCUGGAAAACGGUAAGGAAAAUCAUUUACUUUAUUUUUUUAUAUGUUAAACCAGGGUGUGGGCUGUUGUUAAAUAGAGACAGGGACAGGUUUGUAUUCCUAAUGCUUUAGUGAUCGUUAUAUUGGUAACAUUCUCCAACAUUUGAUUUUUCCUUCUCUUGUACUGACCACUCCGUUGUCACCACGUAACCAGUUUAGCGAAUAAACCCUUAAAAUAUACCCGGAGGGUAGUUAAUGCAUCUCUUGGGUGUUCUAGAAACAGGCGUUUCCAUUAGCAGUACUGGUCAGGUCUCAUCAUUACUGACAGUGUGAAGAAUUAGGGAUGUUUCUUUCUUCCUUUUCUGUUUCUUUACCAUGUUUUGGUUUGUAAACAUCACCACAUGGGAUGAAAUAUUAAUAUGCUCUUUAAUAUUUAAUACGUUUAGCUGCAUGAGGACAGAAGAAGGCUCGUGGAUUGGCUGGCAUUGGCUCAAACCAAACAUCCCUUGAGCCAGAUAAAAAAAGAAUGCACAUUUUACUGUAGACAUAUUCCUUCCAACUGAUCUUUAACACUAGGCCAUGCAAUCAUAAGAUAUCAUCUGUCUCAGCGAUUGCCUUCCUGCUCUACACUCGCUGAAUGCCAUCAGAGUUAUGGUCCAAAAACAACUGUAACACUUUGUAAUAUAUUCCUAUGAUAUCGUAUUUAAAUAAGGAUUAGGAUAUAUAGAAACACUUGUAUUUAACUAAGCAAUUAUAAUUGUACAUACCACUACCUGUGUUUGAGAACGCUGUUUUUGUUCUGUGAUUUGUGGGCCCCUGGGUAAUGGUUUAGUUCUUUAGGGAAAGUGGUGAUUGCUUGCAAACAGAAUUGCCCAUAGAGGAAGUGUGAAAUAUCUUUACUAAUGACCAGUUUACAUUCCUCGUUUGUGUCCUACAGCAGGUUAUUUUCUCUAUUAUAAUUACAAUUAUAUAAAUAUUUUAAUUGUUCAGAAAUUGACAAGAAUGUUUUAAAUGCAUACCAUGUUUUUCUAUUUGCCAGUUAAUUUUGGAUGGAAAGAUUAUUAUUAUUAUUAUUAUUAUUAUGUUAUUAUUUUUAUAGCGCCAACAAAUUCCGCAGUGCUGUACAGAUUAUUGUGGUUCUAGUAAUUUCACAGACUCUUUUUUUCUGAUUACAGCGCUGCAAGGACCGGCUGAACUCUUUGGCUAUUUCUGUCAUGAACCAGUGGCAUGGUGUCAAACUUCGAGUGACUGAAGGGUGGGAUGAGGAUGGACACCACUCAGAGGAAUCCUUGCAUUAUGAAGGUCGUGCUGUGGACAUCACUACCUCCGACCGAGACCGCAAUAAGUACGGGAUGUUGGCAAGGCUGGCCGUGGAAGCUGGCUUCGAUUGGGUGUUCUAUGAAUCCAAAUCGCACAUCCACUGCUCUGUCAAGUCAGGUAAGAUCAGCAUAUUCAAUAUGCCAAUCUCUUGUUUAAAUUGAUGUUGUUGUCCAGUGAGUUACAUUUCUUCUCUCUGCUGUAACACUUUCAGCCAUCUCCAAUGUAUCUAUCCAUGGCUGCACAUCGUAAAUGCUGCCAAGAAAAUAUUGAAACAAAUUAAAAUCCGAAUCCAUUAAAAUUUGAAAAUUUUCAUUGAAAUGUUACCAUGCUUCUGAAUUCCAUUUGCACCACUGAACUCUCCAUUAGGCCCUAUCUAUCAAAGCAAUUAAAUUGUUCUAUGUAAUAUUACUAGCCAUACCUUGUACACACAGGCACAUGUAAUGUAGACAAUGGCACACAAACCUUGCCAUUAACAGGCAUGAGCUGAUUGUGUCAAUCACCAAACUAAUAUUAUGAAUUAUCACAAAAAUUUAAUUAUUUAUAUCAAAGUAUUUGUUGCAAAGGGAAGCAAUAUCUAGUUUGUAUACAAUGUAAAUAAAUAACAUAAGCAGAUUGCUCUGGCAUCACCCAGCUUUCUGAAAUGCUGGGAUUCGAUUCUGAUUGGGUAGUUACAUUGGCUCCAGGUUGGUAUUUUCAUUAAUGCUAUGUAAACAUGUAGCAUAUACACAUGGCUAUGUACAAAAUGUGUAGGUUUAUAUUAAAGUUAUAACAUACUACAACAAUAUUUGAACUUGGACACAGAUUGCUCUGAACACACUGUAUAUGCUAUUACAUUAUUUUAGUGGUACUUUGCCUUUGACCCGAUCUUACUUCAAACAGUGACCCUUGUGCCAGAUCAUGACACUUAAUGGGCGUAAUAUUUUCGUACAGUCCUUUAACCUUUCACUCAUGUGUAGAAGGAAUCCCACAAACCUGAUAUGCAAUAUUGACCAUUCUUUCCAAAUAACCUUCUUCAAGACACAGAUAUAUGAUGCUAUAGCCAGUUUCUUAAAGGAACACUAUAGUCACCAGAACAACUACAGCUUAUUGUAUUUGUUCUGGUGAGUAGUAUCAUUCCCUUCUGGCUAUUUGCAGUAAACACUGGCGUUUCAGACAAAAUGCAGUGGUUUAAAUUACAGCCUUGAGAUAACUCUACUGGCCUGCUAGAGGUGCUUCCUGGGGCAGUGCUGCACAGUGUGACUGCCAUUGACGAUCUUCUCCUGCAUGGAGACACUGAACUUUCCUCAUAGAGAUGCAUUGAUUCAAUUCAUCUCUAUGGGGAGAUGCUGAUUGGCCAGGGCUGUGUUUUACUUGAGCUGGCUCUGCCCCUUAUCUGCCUCCUUGAUAGUCUCAGCCAAUCCUAUGCAAAAGCAUUGUGAUUGGCUCAGAUUCCCAAUUUUGAUGAUGUCAGCCAAGCAGGCAGCACGGACAGAGCCAGCAGCUGCAGACUUGAACAAAAGUAAAAUUUUCCUACAUUUAGGAGGACAUGUGGGGCUAGAUGUUGGUUUUUACACUAUAAGGUCAGUAAUACAUGUUUGUGUUCCUGACCCUAUAGUGUUUCUUUAAUAAUAUCUUUAUGUAGUGUAAUGUACUUCACCUGAAUUGGAGAAUUGGCUACAUUUGGAGCUGCAUAUGUUUGAAAACUACAGAACAAAAAGGUUGGAUAAGGAGUUGCAGAUUUUAGAAUUAGUUUCAUGGGGAAUAUAGUUGAUAAAAGUUAGCGUUGUCUGUUCUUUACCCAUGUUAGUCUGCACUAAAUCAUGUAAUGUUAAUGGAAAUUAGUGUAAGAUGAUAUGGCACUAAAUACUAAUCACGUUUUAUUUGAGGGGUGAUACAGUGCUUUAAUUUGAGUCUUUAUAAUUGUACAGCCAUACAUUUCUGAUGUUUGAUAAAACUAGUACCCAUUCAUUUAUCCCAUUUAUAUGCAAACAAAAAGUUACCUGCCGUUUUGGUUCUGUAUAAGUGUAAGAUAGGUUCUAGAGCACACAAGACAUGUAAUUUUGUAGCAAAGCCCUUCAAACUCUGUGUCACACUGUAUGAAUGUGACAAGCACGUCCUUAUAACAGAGCCAAUCAUUUUACUGGCAAGAUGCAGAGAGAUGCGCCGCUUGGCUUAAUAUUUAGCAAUUCGGAGAAACUGGAUUUUCAGGCACAUUUCACUUUUUUUUUUGUUCUAGGGCUUUUUCAGUUUCAUAUCUAUAAUACAGAAUACAAAGAAAACGGGGACUUUGUGUUUAGCAAACAUAAAAAUACCAUAGAGCAGCACCAUAGAGACAAAAUAAAACAUGUGUCAUCUGUAAAGCAGACAUUAAGUCAAUAAUGAAGAUGGACAAGGCAAUAGGCAACCCAUUGUAUUCCAGAAAACUCUCACUAGGAGAACAUGGAUUCGUCAUAGAACCAAUAACUUGGGAGGGGAUUCUGGUACCGUUUCUACGUAUAAGCAUCUGACUAUGGUUUCAUAUUUGCGUCGCAGCACGGACAGCCCUGAGGGGCUAAAUAUGACUUGUGUUCCUCUGUAUGAAAGCUGUUGAAGUCUCUGAUUGUAAAAGCCACUUUUGAGUUGAAACCCUCACUUUGCAAGCUAAAGGUUUUUUUUUUGUGAAUAGGUGGUCACUUUCUGGUUUUCAUCCUCAAAUUAUCUUAAUCUGGUCGACUUUUACAAACUUGUCGUUUAGUUAGAAAAUACCAAUCAGCGGUAACUAUACCUUGCUGAAUCAGCAAUGUUCAAAGUCUCAUGGAAAUUACAUUAAUCUGCCCUCGAUUUGUGAAUUUAUGAUCUUGUGGGGCUUGGUAUCCAGCAAAAUGUCCAUUAGAUUUCUACCUGUUGUAUCUCUACUGGAGUUUUUAGGGUUUACUGGUACCCUAAUCAUUGGUUAGGCUGGGAAAUCCUCUAUCCUCUCCUGUUAUCUGGUUUUACAUAGUUUUAUUUAACCAUUACAGACACACGUUUGCUUUUUAUCAACUACACUGCAGAACAAGGUCAUAGUAGGAAAAGAAAGCUCUAUUCUCCCCCUCCCCACCCCUCUCCCCCCAAACUCUAGAUUAUCAAUGAAACUAAAUGCAAGAUGGAAGAGAUUCCAUAGUCCCAGCAAACCCAGUGUCCUCUGCACCAGAACAGGGCAGUGUUUGCAUCCAGCUUUGGUAUUUAUGUUAUGCAGAAACAACAGUGAGAAAUCUAAGGAUGGAUGUGCUCUUCGGCUACUCUUUAAUGUAUGUGUGAAUGAUUGAGCAUAUAUGUGAAUAAUUGUGUAUAUGUGUGAAUGAGUAAAUGGCAUCAGUGUGUUAAUUCAGCUUUGUCUGUGGGACUCUGAUGUAUGCAUUCUUGAGUGAUAUUCCAUGUGUGUCUGUAUUUAAAAUAAAGGCCUAUUCACCUGCCCACAAAGACUGCUCAGACAGUAAAGACAAGUUUCAGAUGAGUCAAGCAUAAUUAGACAAAAAAGGUUCCUGUUUGCAAAAAGCUCAUUUUGUGUGUUGCUGAUUAUUUUAUUUUGAUUAUUAUUUCUUUUAUACGAUGUAUGAUCAUCACACACUGUGUGCUUUCUAUGGUCUCGCAUGAACGCCACUGUUGUGGCUGCCUAACGGACUCAAGAGCUGACAUUCCAGUAUGUUGGUUGACUAUGGAAGCUGCAAAGAAAUUUGCUGAAAUAUUUAGAGGGAGGUAAUCCCUGUUCAUCUAGGGUUGUUCUUGUAGUUCCUCUCUUAUGAUGAUCAACUCAGGGGUGCGCGGGUGAAGAUCGGCCCCUUUUAUUGGUAAGUAUGUUUCAGUUCAGUGCUUUACAUAUUCUCAUUUAGGUUAGUUGACUGAGGGUAGCUUAUGCCUGUCUGUCUGCUUUCUCAUCAGACUCCUCCGUCAGUGGUGUCCAAGCUGCCACACCCCAGAAUAAUGCCUGGAAGCCUCCUGCCAAUAAGAACAGACCUGAGAAAGCUGAAGAUGUGUCUGCUGAUUGGAGGAUGCAGGGGGUGUCUGAUGUACAGUCAGAACGUGGGGAUGGGGACCACUGGGAUAACUACAUGAGGUGAGUGACAUAACUGCACAAGUAGUUACAAUGUAUCAAGCUUCUACAACUGUUCUGAAGCAGACACAGAAACCACGCAGAUUGCUACUUUGUAAUUACAGUUGCUAUGGACUCCAUAUUUGUACUUUUUACUAUAAUACUGAUGGUGGAGGUGAAAAAAUGAGAAGGAGAGUAGCACUUAUGCUCAUUGUAAUAAGUCUAAAGGCACGUUACUGUUUCCAACAGGUUCUCCUCUGAUUCCUAGUCCAGCAGUUUUACAGCCACAUUGAUCAUGCACUAAUCACAUUUUCAUAUUACUAAGCAAAAAUCUGUCCAACAUUAGACAUCAUUGAUCGGCUGAGGACAGGGAUAACCACAUCUGUAGUGGCUGUCGGGUUCUUCACUAAAGACUUUCAAUUAUUAAAACUCUUCACAUUCAGUGUCACCACACCCAGCAUUAGGCUGCCAAAUGCAGUGAAUGCUGCUCAUUGGAUUCAGUGCAUUAAAUGAGCACAGCAAUUGCAAUACAUGUGCAGUAGUUCCCAAGUUAUUCUCUACGAGUACCAUUAGGCGGGACAGUGAUCUGAAAAAUGGCCAGUGCAGCGCUACCAGUGGGUUAAAUGGCAGAAUUUCGUUUUAAAAGGGUUGGCAUAAUCUAAAAGUACUAAUGAACACACUUUAACAUUAAAUAAAAUUAAAGCAUUUUUCAUGUUUGAGUGUUCAUUGAAGGAAGUAUCUGAUAUUGCUCCUUGUUAAUUAAGAUAUUUACUUUCUGCAACAUAAUUUUUAUAUUUAUUUUAGAGCGAUGUAUGCCAGCCACAUUUACAGGGCUAUUCACGAAAGUGAGAUUCAAAGUGGAUUUAAAAGUCAAUUUCCAAUGUAAGGCCAAAACCAUUGAAUUAGAAAAAAAAUCUAAGUCAGCUAUGCUUCAUGUUUAGUUUAUUUGGCAUAAAACUUGAUAUUCACUUUGAAUAACCCUAUUAUGAUCAAACAACAUAGAUACAAAAUAUAUCUGCCUUAUCUGCCUCAGGCCUUGCUAAGUAGUGCAUGAUCAAGGCUGUAUACAAGACUGAUGUUAUGAAAAUAAGAGAAUGAGAAAAGCACUAUAUCCCUGGAUUAACCUCCAGGUCGGAGUAGUGUAGAUUAAUACUGUAAAGAAAAUGUAUUACUAUACAAAUAUAAAUGUAAGAAUUAUGUUUCACAAGUGCAGACUAGAUGGGCCACAUUGAUCUUACCUGACAGUAUAUCCUUUAUUUCUAUAGCACUUACAGCUGUGCUUAUAAAUUAUGUUGUUUUUUUAAAUUUCUUAUUUAAAAGUAUUUAUUUUCUCAUACAUCUUAGUAACACUGGCAGUAAUUAGUCCAAGGAUAAGGGGGAUAUCUAUCCCACAUUGCUUUGCCAGAAUCUCACAAACUGUACUGAUUGUAUUUAUGAUUAUUAGAAUGUUUCACUUUCUUAGAAUGUUGUAAAUUGUCUGAAUUUGUGUUUGAUCAAUAAAGAGAGAAAGGAGUGAAUUCUAAGAUCUAAAGGAAUUUUCCUUAUUUUGACAUUGAUGGAGUUUAACUAUAAAAAAUAAUUUAGUACUUGAAAAAUGCUAUUAUGUCUGUUUUUGUCUUUUAAGGUAUUCAAAAAGCAAAACCAUACAUAAUAGCCUUUUCCUAUUCUAAUGAAGUAUUCGGUCAAAUCACUAGUUACCGGAAAAAAAACAAUUGUUAAAACAUUGUUGCACAGAUGUGUCAUAUAAUGCGGAAUUCUACAAUUACAUAAAUAUUUAUCUUUAGUAAUUAAAUAGAAUACAGUGAGAAAACUGCUAUUCAGUUGCCAGAGAUAAACAAUUCUCCACUCAUAGAAUCCAGUGGGCUUACCUGAUGAGUAUACUUUUGCUAAUGCUUAGUCCCUUCACAUAUAUAAAACUCUGAGCCUGUUGUAUAGGCUUUCAUAUUGAUACAUUGUCUGCUUGCUGCACAUUCAGCAUGACACUGGUGAUAUUUUUUCUGUUAAAAAAAUGGUUUUCUUUUCAUUUAAACAAAUUCCAUUUAAUACACAUAUGAAACCAAGUGAAUGUAUCCUCUUGUUUACGGCAGUUUGCUUGUUCAUAAAGCCAGCCUAAUUUGUAUCAUUGCUUGUUUUGCUUCAGUGCACAACGAGUUUAACUCUUUGAGUACAUUUGUAAAAUCUGCUAGUUAUAAUUUGGUAUAUAUUUGUCAACUCGGUUUAUAAAAAUGCCCAUUAGAUUUAAAGUCCUUUAAAUUCCCAUUAACCUGCUGAAUUAGUCAGGAUCCUGUUAGACAACCAUUGCAAGAUUUAGAAUUCGCUUCUCACUUAAGAAACUUUAAUUCAGUCGUAUAUUGAGGCAAACACAUUUACAAUGACUAAAGCCUUAACAAAAUAAUAGAAUAUUGUACCUCUGAUAUAACAGAUUUUUUAUAAAUUGUAAGAAUACGUAGAAACAGGGUAAAAUAGUACAUUCUGACAUUCUUAUCCCCAAACAGAAGAUGCUAUGAUAGUAAAGUGAUGUUGGUUAUAUUGAGAGAUCAGUGAAGGCUAUAUGCCAGCUGUCCAUCUGGGUACACAAUGAACAUAAAUUCUGUGGCCGCAGUCUGCCUAAAAGCUGCAUACAUUUUAUCUUACUAAAUUAUUCUACUAAAAUGGUCCACCCAGACACCAAAUAUGUAUUAAAAACAAAGUUAGAUCACUCUGUGCUUGAUACGUAAAUCAGAUUAUCUGUAAAGCCGCUGCAUAUUAUGUAGCACAUAAAAUCAUAAUAAUUGUUUACAGGCAGAUACAUAUAUGUGUUAUGGCUUCAGUUAAGUAAUCCGUUAGGGAUAUGCCACUAUGUAAAGAAAUAAUGUUUUAUCAAGGGUUAGAAUAAAAAAGCAUUAUUUGAAAAUAUAGUUUAACUGAUGGCGUGGGGGAUCAUUUUCACCUGUAUUAGGUAAUGUGAAAUAAAUGAUUUUGUAUGAAUUGUUUUAUGAAAUGUUUGGUAUUAAUUGAUUCUCAUUGGAAAUACAGUGGAACAUUAAGUCAUUUUACUGAGCUUGCCAUUAUUUGAUUACACUUUUGUGUACAAUCUACUUUCACUCAAAAAGCAACGCACUCAACUACUAUCCACAGAAAUAAUAUAUUUUAAUGUUUAGUGUUGACAUUAUAGUUGUUCCCCUAUAGAUGUUAAACAUAUGGGUUUAAUAUAUUUAUAUACAAUACCACUUAUUUUCUUUUUAAAAUGCUUAAUCUCUCCUGAUUCAAACAUAACUAAACCUAGUGUGGAUGUUUUCAUGUAUACACUAAAACAUGAACGUAUAGUUAACUCAGUUGGUUAAUACACCACUGAUAUUCAAAUCUCAGGGCUGCAGGUUUUACAGCCGCCAAGUCCAACUCUUUGAGCUGGGUAAUAAUAACAUCUAUAACUCAAGAUACAUUUGAAUAUUUGAAAACUAAACACAAUCUCACGGUAUCUUGGUAAUGCUUUGAUUAUUAAUCUGUAGCUUUGUUCCUUGUUUCAGGGGUCCUGGGACAGAGGAAUUGGGGUCCACUGCUUGGAAAGCUAAAAAUAAGAAGAAGAAGAAAAAAGAUGGACAAAAAAAGAGUAAAAAGGAAUCAAAAAGGAAAAUGACAGAUGCAGAAGGGAAGAAAUUAAAGAAAAGGAAAAAAAAGGGGGAAAUGGAAAAUAUGAAAGAUAAAGCAUUGGGGAAAGAGGAAAGGAGACAAAGAAAGGCUGUAAUGACUGGGGAGCAGAAAACAGUAGGAUUAAAGCCAGAGUAAGAGAUAUUAUUUUAUGGAGUUUGGAGAGAGUGGAUGGAGGGGAGGCUGGACCUUCCAAGCACAGCACAGUGGAUGCAGGAAGAAGCAGAAAGAAUGGAAGAGUAAAGGGUUAAGAAUAGAGAAGAAAGAGAGAGAGAGAGAGAGGAACAAGCAUGAACUGAGAGAGAAGAUAGAAAAAAGGAACUUGUCUUUUAAGUUGAGGUUGUGAGAGCUAAUAUAAUAAUGAGAUCUUGAUUGUAGGAUAAAGAUGCAAAGCAUAGAGUAAAAUACAAUGUUGCAACAUUAUGCUUUUGAACUAAUCCGCAUAGUUGAUCAAGACAUAGAUAUGUGGGUGAAGCUAGGUAAAUACGCUAAUGGAAAAAAGGCAGCCAACUGUUCACUUAUAAAACAUUCAAAUCGUUUUUCAAGAGAGAAAAAUAUAUCACUGCAGUGAGCAAAUUUGCUGCUCCCUUAAGAUGUGAGUCUGUCACCAGAAGAAACCAAAAGAAAAAUGACACAUUUCUACAGCACAGAAAAAUAACAAAUCACAAUCAUUUGUGAAAAACAAACAUUUAUUAUAGAUUUUCCAAGUUAUAAAAUUCUAACACACUUCCAGUGCUCCCACCGCUGGCACCCAAAUGACUAUGAUGAUAAAAACCCAUUGCAAAAUGAUCACGUUUGCGAAACAUUCUCACAUCCCUUGUAAGUGUCAGAUUUGCUGUGAAGACAUGAAUGAAGUAGAAAGGCGAUUCAAUAAAUUAUUAUUUUUUAGAGCAGGAAUGUCUGUAGAAAUCUGUCUAGCCAUUGUUUAACUAAAACAUAAGAAUGAUGGGAUUGGCAGUCUGGAAACAGAUGUUCGUGUAAUCAGUUUACCACCCAGAUAAUAUGGUGUCAAAGAAUUGACAAACAGGGCUGUUCAACAUGCUGUACCCCCGCUGAUAGUGGAGAUCUCUGGGUUCCAUAUUAGCUAAUUGCUGAAUGGUCACAUGAUACUCAGCACUGUAUCACAACCUUUAUCAGGCAUCCAGACACCUGAUUAGACAAAUGCUAUUAUUGAAGACUUUAACGAACAAAUGAGCUAAUAUAUUAUUGUGUGCAAGUGUAUAUUUGGAUUUUGAUGUUUCAUCAUUCGGUACUAUCACAAUCAUAUAAUGUAUAUUUUGCUUCUGUAAAAUUGUAUAAUGUAUUUAAAAUAAACAGAUCUAUGUGAACGACAGGCAUUGUGUGAUGUUUUUCUUCGUUGGUAUCUCGAGGGGAGGGGAGGAAAUCCUGUGUCGUUUGAGUGGUUGUGGACUAUUUUCCCCACUUUCUUAGAGAGCAGAAAAAAAUGAAUUCAGUGACAAAUGUAAAGUACAGUGCACAGAAAUGUUUUUAAAAAUGUUGUCUUGGUUUGCAACACAGUGCGUUUUUUUUCACUAAACAGACAUUUGUGAUGAGUUGAACUGACUUGCAAUGUGAUGGCAAUGUAAAAAUAACACAGUACAGAUUAUAUGAUAAUACAGAUUGUGAAUGGUCCUUCGUGGGUAACAUUCCCAGCCUAAUCCAUACUGCCUGCCUAAUUUGUGAUUACUUACUUUCUACAAGAUUUGUGCAUUACUGACUCAACAGCCAGCUGACAAAAUUAAGGCACAAUUAAAAUGAAAUCCAGCUAUUGUGUCGAAUUAGAGAUUUUUUUUUUCUUUGGUUUGGUUUGCCUUAAUGACACAAAUUGGAUGGCGGUAAACCCCAAACUAACUGUAAACGUACUAAAGUUUGAUUGUGGGUCGUUUAAUUGACCUGGGAAUUUUAGACCAAAAUAACCAAUCAGAAAUUCCAAUGGCUUUUGCUUUGACAGAUAUUUGUUUUUCCAGGUAGUAAGACUUGGGACACUUUUUCUUCCUUUCAUUUUAUAGUCCGUUGUUUAACUAUAUAUAUAUACAUAUAUAUAGUUAAUGCAUUGCUAAGCACAAAUACACACACCAGUCAAGCCAUAAGACUUGCUUUCCCCACAGAAAUCUCACUUGAACAGUGCUCUCACUACUGCAAGGGAUUCUGGGUAGGCAUAUGCAAAUGAGCUCAACAAAGAACCACCUUUAUCCCUUAUUAUUCCACUUUAUACAUGGAUUCCUUGGAGUAUUUGUUUGCUGUAUACAACAGCUUUGAAACACAACUCAGGAAGAGGAGCAAAGCCAGUGAACCACUCAUGGACAGCUGUUUCAUUGUUAAUGCAACUCAUGAACAUGAGGUUGGUUACUGGCUUGCAUUGGAGGCUUAGUGUUCCUUGUACAGUACAUGAAAACAGAGUUGUGGUGGGGAAAAAAGUGAGUUGUGUUUCAAAGCUGUUGUAUACAACAGCCUCAUUCUCCAAGGAAUCCAUGUUUAAAGUGGAAUUAUGAGGCAAAAAUGUGGUUCUUUGUUGAGCUCAUUUGCAUAUGUCUACCCAGAAUCCCUUGCAGUAGUGAGAGCACUGUUAAAGUGAGAUUUCUGUGGGAAAAGCAAGUCUUAUGGCUUAACUGGUGUGUGUGUUUGUGUUUAGCAAUGUAUUAACUAUCCACUUACCGUACUUCAGGUGAAGGGGUUUCAUCCACACUUUUUUCCCCACCACAACUUAAUUAAUGUGUAUAUAUAUAGAUAUAUAUUUAUAUAGUUGAACAACUUAAUAUAAAAUGUAUAUAUACGUACAUGUGUUUUGUUUUUUAUUUACUUUAUGUGUCUUAAUCUACAAUUACCAUUUACUGAUACUAGAAAGUCUAAUAAAAUAUAUUACUGAAUUUCCUAACUAACCCAGGCUGGCGAACAGAACAUAAUCUGUAGAUUGGAAGUGUGUUUGACCAAGGCCUCCUCCCUUUUCUUUGUUUGUACAGAGUACUGCAUAAUAUGAUGGCCCUUUGCAAGUCAGCCCCUUACCUGCAAACCUGAAUAUUCGACUCCUCAUGUUUCCGUCUUUAGUCUUUGCCCCAAACUCCCUAUUUAUUGCCAAUAUGUUUCAGUAUACUCAGGGUAGAGAAGAGUUAACAAAUGUUAAAAUAUUGCUGCCACUUCUUGGCCUAUCGGCAUUCCUCAGACAUUGGAUCUGCAGAUGUAACCCCAUCUUUGCAUAUCUAGAUAUUUUAGCAAUUAAUGGUUAAUGAUUAGACCCGGCUUUCCUGUUGCUGGAGUGAGCUGGUCCUGACAGGUCCUAUCCUGCCCCGCACUCCUGCUGUGAUGUUAUAUGGCAGCUUCGGGUCAGGAAGGUACUUGCUCAGGUACAGGGAUUGCAAACGCAGCCAUGAGCAUGUUAGACAGACACACAGAAGCAGGGCCACGCUCUUACAGCAGGGAUACAAACACACAUCUAUAAUUCUAUGACAUCUGCCAGGGAUGAAAAUAAAAUAUCACUGCUUUAUACUGGGGACACCCCAUACAAAGGCCUCUACUUUUAAACCACUUUAAUAUUUUUUUUAACAACAAAACUGCUGGUUGAGGAUUGAUACAUUUAUUAGUAAUUUAGAUAUUUAAGAAAUUUUGAUACAUGACUUUAAAGCACUAAAUGUAUAGACAUGUAAAAUAAAGAUAUGCUCACAUUAUUACUCUGAUAGCUAUACGGCACGUUUUAUGCUUUCUGAAAAUCUGAAAAUUCCUCAGUUAGUCAAUUCAAUAUUUCUCAGUUCAUUACUCCAUAGUAGAUCAGGAAAAACAACUUUCAAGACAAUUUGCAGUCAAUGCUAAUACUACGCAGGAUCUAAAAAGCCUUCAGGACCAUAACCACCUGCAAAUGUGUUGAGUAAUUCAAAAUCACUUUGCUCAUUUUUUAGUUGUUUUGUGUUUUGCCCUGUGCAUUCUUGGGGAUGUUAUUGUGAGAGGCAGGACAUCAGAGAAGUAACCUUGGUUGUAUGGACAAGGUCCCAAACUGGCACUUUCUGACAUUCCUAGGUAGGCAUUUAGCAGUGAUGGGGUUAAUUGAAUUGUAGAGUAGCAUGUUUUUGUUUUUUUCAUCCUGUGGGAGAUUCAGUGCAGUAGCUAGAGGUCUCCUUGCAGAGAUUGAAAUAUGGUUAAAGAGGUGUAUGAUGUAAAUGUGUGUAAAGCGUGUCUGUCCGUGGGUUAGUGAUUGGGGAAAAGACACAGGAAGCGAGGGCUAUUACUGCACUGCUAAUUGAGCAUUACCCUGCCUCUAAUCACAUCGCACAAGGUAAGCAGGGGGAGAGUUGGGAACCGUGAGGUUAGGUAGGGACAGAUACUCAAAGGAAGGAAAGAGUGGAGAGGAGGAGGACAAGGUAGCGAAAGAGAGGAGGUGAGACGAGAGGGGAGGGAAGCAGAGAAAUGCCAGAUUGCUCCCCUCUGCGGUCACACGCGGCAUCUUAAACCCACAUCCCCAGACCACAGAGAACACACAGCCCAGCCCAGCAAAACAAGACAGAUAUUAAAAAUAAUCAUAGUUAGGACCUUGGAAAAGUUCAAAACAACCUGAUUGCCUAUAUUUAAACCAUAAGCAAACAGGGGUUUGUGGUGGAGAGGUGUGUGUGUCAGAGGGGGGGCACAGGGAGGGGACCAUUCCUGAAAUAACACCUCUGCUUUGCCAGAAUGCACAGAGAAAUGGAAUGGAGAGCUUGUACAAUCCCAAAUACAAGGGUACAGGGUCAAAAUAACUAAAUAUAUCAGACUUGAAAGAAAUAGGACAAUAACUAUUUUAUAGAGGGGUUAAAUUCAGGUUCUAUAACCAGAUAUUAGAAGAAGAUGAUUCUACAGCUUCCUAAUCUGUAUUUUAUGGCUUUUGUGUAGCAGACAGAGAAAUGUGAACUCUUAAUAACUAACUGGCCCCGAAUCUGACCCCACUAUUACUGUCUUAGUGUAAAUUGGCAGAUAUUAUGGGGUGAAUGAGUAGGCUGUCCGUAUAAAUGGGUAGACUUUCAGGAUCUCCAGAAUAAUGGACAGGUUGUUUGAUUGAAUGGACAGAAUCUUGGGUUAUCUGGGUGAAAGAGCAGAUUCUAAUGGUAUCUAAGUAGAUAGGAGGAUUUGCAUCUUGGUGAUUGGACUGAUUCUCAGCAUUUCAGUGUGAAUGGACCGAUGCCUAUGGUCUUUGGUCAGGAUCAAUUAGUAGAUUCCCAGGAUGAGUGAGAAAUUAUUUGAGUCUAAUGCAAACUUUUUUUACUCUUUGAAGAUAUGUUUAAAUUCUAAAUGUCCCAGGGAGACGGGUGGUUUCUCAUUGUCUCACUGUGAGUCACAGGUUUUCUGGGUUUGGGGGAAAUGGAUAGCUUCUCAGCGUGAGUGGACAGAUUCUCAGUGUCUGAGAGUGAAUGGAUGGAUUCUCUCUGUGCGCAUCAGAAGAUUUUCUGAAUCUGAGGGAGAAUUGUUGAAUACACGUAACACAAUUAAGGAUUUGAGGGAAUUUGAGAGUUUAGGGUGUACAUAAGACAUUUGGAUAACAUAAAUGCUGUGUCACAGCCUAGGAUCUUCACAGUGUGCUGUAAGAAGGUUAAAUGGACCUCUUAGCACCAUAACAACUGCAAUGCUUUGUAGUGCUUAUAUCCCAGGUGCCAUCACAGGGUAGGAUAUCAAAUUGUUAACAAUCUGAUGCCCAUACUCCUUCCGGUCUGAAUAGAUAUACUAAAACCAGAUUUCAUAAUUUUACAUUACUGUAUCAUCUUUUGUCUUAGCAUAGCCAUGCAGGCCUGAUAGAUUGCAGACGCCCAACAGAGACAGGUAAAUGGCAAACUGUCUGUAAGCUAAGCAGUUAAACUGCUUACCCUGGGGUGGCACCAAGGUGAUUCCCAAGACACUGCAUACUCCAGUAGUUAUAGUUGUAGAGUAUCCCUUUAAUGUAAUUAUGCUAUUUCAGAACAUCUUGUGAUCAACUCAGAAAAUAUACUAGUAUGGAUAUAGUUAAAGGGACACUAUAGUCACCAGAACAACUACAGCUUAUUGAAUUUGUUCUGGUGAGUAGAAUCAUUAGCUUCAGGCUUUUUGCUGUAAGCACUGUCUUUUCAGAGAAAAUGCAGUGUUUACAUUACAGCCUAGUGAUAACUUCAUUGGCCACUCCUCAGAUGGCUGUUAGAGAUCCUUCCUGGGUCAUGGCUGCCUAAAAUGCAUCCAAACAUUUAGUAUCUCCUCCCUCUGCAUGCAGACACUGAACUUUCCUCAUAGAGAUUCAUUGAUUCAAUUCAUCUCUAUGAGGAGAUGCUGAUUGGCCAGGGCUGUGUUUGAAUCAUGCUGGCUCUGCCCCUGAUUUGCCUGUUUGUCCGUCUCAGCCAAUCCUAUGGGGAAGUAUUGGAUCAGGCUACCACCUCUGAUGAUGUCAGCAGACUGCUUGUUUUUCUGAGUUUAACAGCAUGCAGAGUUACAGCUUCAGGCUUGAAUACAGUAAGAUUUUUACUAUAUUUAUGGAGGCAUGAGGGGCCCAGGGGGCUCGAUGGUGGUUUUAACACCAUAGGGUCAGGAAAACAUGUUUGUGUUCCUGACCCUAUAAUGAUCCUUUAAGUAAUAGCUCAUCUUCGCACCGCUGAUAUUGUGAGUUACUUGUCCUUUGAUGAUCAAUCAACCUUUAGGAUAUAAGUAAGCAGUGGGUGGUUAGAUGGAUGGAGAGAGAAAAACCGCGACAGACAGAGGAAGUUCGAAAAACAGAUUACAUUAACCAAGUGAUAAUUCUGUCACACCAUUGGUCAGUGUGAAUUGUUUUAAGAAGUCUGAUUCUCAGAGAUCUUCCUGAAACAAGUGCUGACAGGUACUCACUCCCCUCCUGGCACCCCUCCUGGCACCGCAGACCCUCUCUGCAUAGCUCGGUAUUUGUGAUAGGGGUUUUGUUUGUGAUUCUGGGUUUUUAUUUGUGGAUUUUGGGAUGCGGGAAGCAUCAAUUCCCAGGAUGGAUUUGAUUCAUUCUGCUCACUCUAUAUUCAGUUGGUUUUUUUUACUUCCUGUUUUCAUGAUUAUUUAUUUUUUAUAACUCUGUGGUUUUUGUUAUGUUAUUUUUAUAAACAGUAGUUAUUAUUAUAUCUUUUACUAAUAUUAUGACAGCAAAAUAAAUAUAUCCAUUAUAUUUUCAAAUUGAAUUCACGUAGUAAUCACAAUAAGAUAUCAGUUUGUCUCCGCUAGUAUUUGUCUAUCUACCUAUCUAUCCAUCUGUCUGUCAAUCCGUCUGUCUGUCUGUCUAUCUGUCAGCCUGCCUGUCUGUCUGUCUAUCUAUCUAUCUAUCUGUCUCUGUCUGCCUGCCUGCCUAUCUAUCUAUCUAUCUAUCUAUCUAUCUAUCUGUCUGUCUGUCUGUCUGUCUGUCUAUUUAUCUGUCUGUCUAUCUACCUAUAUACCUACCUAUCUAUCUGUCUGUCUGCCUGUCUGUCUGUCUGUGGUUGUCUCCAGAAUCACAAGAUGGCAUAAGAUUUUUCAAUACACAAUUUGUAGUUGUGUAAAUAAAAAGUGUAAAUUAAUAGAAAAUGAAACAAAAUAUCUUAAAUGCAUGUUCACAAUCCCUUAAAUCAUACACACCCAGUUUGCCUCGUCAUCAUUCAAUGCCAUGUCGUCAGUCCUAGUGGUACCCAACAUAGCUCACUGUGGAUUAUGUUUCGUUAUCCGCUGGGGUGUGCAGUUAUAAUGUGCAUACAUGGUAUGACCGAUAUUUUUGAAGUGAAUUUCUCUCAUCCUGUUAAAAAGCUGCCAAGGUUAAUAAUCAAUGUAGCAUUGGAUAUCUUAAACAUAACGUGUAUUAAAGCCGCCUGAUGACUGUGAUUACCGUAGCACCCUUUUAUUUGUCUCCAGUAGAGAGCUUAUACCUGCCAAAUCGUCCGUCCCCCCCCCCCCCUAUGAAAUUGGGAUGUCAGGGUUCCGGGCCUGAUAUGUGUAGAUCUGUAUCUGCCAUCCGACCCGUCCACAGAGGACAAUUCCCACACAUCCAAUGUUAUUGGGUUACAUAUAUUAUUAUUGACCAGCCCCUGGAAUCAUUAUAACAAUGUAGAAAUAGUGUUUUUCCAUCCUAUAGUCUGAUUCUCAUUUUUUAUUUAAUCACCUAAUAUUCACCUUCUUAGGUGAUUUACGGCUGACCAUGUACCAUGAGAUUUAUAGCAGCUGCCUUUUGGCUACCCCUGGUCUAAACGGAAGCAAACCAUACGAAGCCCGUUGCCAUGCUAGCAAAAACUAUUUUUAUUAUACAGGGAGAGCAUGAUGUGAAUUGUAGUCUGUGGUAGAUGCAGGGACAGAGGUAACAGUCUCUUCUGUGUCUUUCUAUGUGUCUCCUUCAUCCUUACAUGGAUACUCCACCAACUUUUAAGCUGACUUCCCUGCUAUAAUUACAGAGUUUAUUUAUAUCAGUAACCUCUUCCUUCAUAGGCUCCCGGCUCCUCUGCAGUGAAGGUACUUAUUGUGCCGAUUUGUCCCUACUGGGUUUGUGUGACUCUUUAUGUGAACCACAACCUUCGUCUCUCACCGCAAACCUGUUUUCCUUCACCAUUAGCCACUGUGCUCAGGUGAAGCCGCUUUGGGGUUUACCUUCCACACUUCACUGUGUAUAGUGAGGACACUGUGUAUCAAGAGCUGCUUCAUUAACUCUAAUUCUCAUCAUCACCAAGAACCCAUGGACUCUUGGCAUCAAACUAUACCCUCGCUGCUCUUUAUUCGAGUUGAACUGCAAAUCUCAAUAGCCUCAGCCAGGCCAUGGAGCUCUGUACCAAGAAUAAGCACCAUGUUUAACUCUGACUGUUCACAAAGCAAUUCCCAGGACCCUCAUUCAUCCAUAGCUAGAACAACAUUUGUAAUAUAUCAGCAUAUUCCUGUUUAACUCACUGAAUGCCAGGUGGAGUGAGUGCAUCAUUUUUUUUAAAACACCCGUUUAGCAUUGAUAUAACAGUAGAUCACUGUUUAAACAUCUUGGAGGAUUUACAUAAAACAUUAUAUUUUAACCGUAUUCUUGGAUUAUAAUUUCUCUUCUCUCUAAUUCUACGGCCGUCAAUAAAUCUUUCUAGAGUCUCAACUUACCUUUUGCUGUAAGAAGCAUUAUAGGCGUAGACGUCAUACAUACACUUCCCUGACUCAGGGCUCCAUUGAAACCGUUAUAUUUAGAGGUUGCCAGACAGCAACACUUUGAUGUGGUGUUUUUAUGAGGGAGAGGCAGAAAAAUACAUAUUCAAAGAGAAAUUAUAUACCUAUAAGCAGGGACUCUUGGCCAAUAUAGUAAAAAGUAAAAAUAUAAAAACAGAGGUAGACACUUGUAUUUAGUUUAAAAUUAAACAAAAUGACACUACCAUAUGUUUAAAAUAAAUUAGUCAUUGAUUUUUUUUUUUUAUUUCAAAGCUAUGUAUUUUAAAUUGCUACUUUGUUGUGACUUUUCUACCGUUCUUUCUCCAGAACAUUCUGCUGCAGCCAAGACUGGUGGCUGCUUCCCAGCGAGCGCCACGGCCACCAUAGAAUCUGGGGAGAAGUUGCCCGUGUCUGACCUGCGCCCUGGCAUGAAAGUUCUAGCCAUGGACAGUGAUGGCCACUUCACAUACAGUAGUUUCCUGACAUUUUUGGAUAAGAAUACUCAUGUAAAAAGUCUGUUCCAGGUGAUAAAGACUUUUGACCCUCCUCGACAGCUUUUCCUAACUCCAUCACAUCUCAUAUUCGUGGCAGACAAUUUCACCAGCAAGCCUACUGAUUUCCAAGCAGUGUUUGCUGGCCGUGUGACACCAGGGCAAUAUAUACUAGUCUCAGGUGUACCAGGCCUCUUACCAGCAAAGGUAAGCUCAGUGAGUACGGAAACAGACAUUGGGGUCUAUGCUCCCCUCACCCAACACGGGACAAUAGUGGUGGAUGAUGUAGUAGUUUCCUGUUUUGCACUGGUACAAAAACAGAGGCUAUCUCAACUGGCAUUUUGGCCCCUCCGAAUAUUUUACAGUCUAGGAGUAAUGGGAGGUAAUCAAUCAUCUCAACUGGAUGGUCUUCACUGGUAUAGCCAAGCUCUUUAUAACUUGGGCAGAGUAAUACUUCACAAAAGUGAGUUCCAUCCUCAGGGCAUUCUUCAACUAGAGAGCUGAGUGUGAAAUUAGAGGUUUAAACAUCAAAUAAAGAUUUCUUCUGAAUGCUACUGUAUUGGGUACAUUAACAGUAUCAUUCUAUUUGGUCUACUGAUCCUUCCCGAGAGACACCCCUGUAGAUUACUAGAAGAAAAGGGAAUAAAGAUACAGUGAAGGAUAAUAGUGAUAUACAUCUCUGAUACAGUAGUUGAAUAAGAUGUGGGACAUCUCUAAAGAAAGCUCUUUAGAUGCCAUUGAAACAAGCUUCCAAUAUAAGACUCGCAUAGAAUGAAUGAUCUGGUCAUCUUAUAUAGAGUGCCAGGUCACCACAAUGGUACCACAAGAGCAAUGUGAAAAAGUAGCUACCUAUUUACCGAAGUAUCAUGAAUGACCAUGUGGCAACCUCAAAACUAAUCACAUUUCCCAGGAUAUUGAAUUGCCCAGUCAGGAUUUGUAGUUCUUUUUUUUUCUAACAAUUAUAUAAAUUCCUUCACAAAUUACUUGACAAACUUAACAAAUCAAUGAAUAAGUACAGUUUGGAAACCCACGUGGAGAAGUCUGUUGUUGCUUAGUCUUUCAAGGUACUAAUUCACUGAGACACUGACAUCUCGUAGUGAUGAUUUUGCCUGCCAUUUUUACUUACUGGUUCUAGGCUUUCUGCUGCUAAUGGGUUGUAUUUAUACUAGAACAGACAUUAUCCUCAAUAACUCUAUUGCUUGCAGUUAUUUAUAUUGCAGUAGAUUGAAUCGUUUUGUAUAAUCAAAAGGAAAACUUACCCUUAUUCAUUAGACGAGACAGAAAAAGGAUCUGCCGUCUUUCCCCGAAAAUAAGACCGGGUCUUAUAUUAAUUCCCCCCCAAAAAAACCGCACUAGGGCUUAUUUUCGGGGGAGGUCUUAUUUUGGGGGAACACAGUAGUAGAUGGAGUGGAGUCUUCAUUAAAUUAAAACCCCAUGUCUUUAGUUUGCUUGCAGGUACGGUUUUAAUGAAAGAACAAUGAAAAAUAAAUAUUUUACAAAUUUUUUUACCCGAAUUCCAUAGUUUGAAAAGAGAAACAUUGAAUUGGGAAAUUUAAGAGUGCUAGCAGGAAAACCAUAGAAUUCUCACCAUUUGUCACUUUAAUAAUUCUUUACUAUAUUUCACAUAGUGAACAGACUGGCUCAGUACCUUAUUAUAGCUGUCCCAUUAUUGCAGGUAGACAGGUCAGCACAUUAGCAAAAAUUUGAGGCUCCAAAAUAAAUGGGCUCCAAAACAGCCAAAAAUUGUGAUAAUGAUCUAUCGCAGCUGGAAUGCGACAACAAUCUUAUUGUUCUUCUCAUUAGCUAAUACAGAAGUCAAGAUGUAAUGAGUAACUAACAUUUCUACUGACGUUGUCCAUUGCGAACAUGAAAACAAUUGCUCAGAGUUAGAGAUCCCAUCUUUGAUUAGUAGCUCACUCAAAAAUAACUUUUUGUUUUACAUCUGUCCAUCGAGAACCAUGAAGCUAAGACUCAGCUGGGCACAUGAGCAGACACAUAGAUGAGGCCAAAGAAGUGGCAGACCAAAACAUAAACAAUGGCACACAGAUUUACCCAACAAGCAGCAAGUAGUCCUGUCCAACGCACUUUCUUAUCCACCCCAAUGGUCUUUAGCGGUAACCCUCAGACGAGAAAUUCUGACUCAUGAGUUAUCUCUGUGUUUCUCCAGAUAACCCUUGUGGCUAUAUCUACAAAAGAAUGUUUUAACCUGAGUUAAUACUGUGUUCUAACCUUUUACAUCCAGAUUUUCACACUACGUGCAGUGGCACUCCUGUUGAAAUAGAUUGUGCCCCCAGAAUGACUACCAUGUGCUUGAUUUAAAUAGGGCAUUGUAUGUGAUCAAAUAGUGUAGAAAACAUCAAUGUCCAGGAGAUGUUUCAGUUAUGACCAUGGCCAGAUCAGAAGGUUUCAAAUCUGCUCCUGCCCAUGACAUGGUAGCUGACCCUUUGUCUUUUGUAGUCCUUUCAUCACCUAGAUUAAAAUCAGAAAGCCUUUUCUAGAUACACCAUGAUAUCAGAACAUACACUGCAUGCCCUGACUAUCCAGAAUAACUAGGGACCAUCUCGACUUCCAAGAAUCCCACGUUCCUCCAAAGUCAGAAAGAUUCACCUGUUCUCAAUCCAUCUCAUUCCUUAUUUAUUUUAAUAUGCAAGUGUGUACUAUAGGUGUAUAAAUGUUUCCUGUUUAUAUAUAAAUAUAUAAUGAAGAAAAUGUUAUUAAUAUUAUAUUUCUGCCAGUACUUACAGGGAAGUGGAAGAUUUUUUUAAAAAAAAGUAAUGAAAAUUAUUUAAGAUAAUUGCUAAUGUUCUGCAUAUUGUGGAAGAUCAGUGUAAAGAGGCCGAGGCCUGCAGCGAUUAUUAUGUUCUGUGUUCAGGAUUAAAUCUGAUGUCAAACUUGUUCCAGCUCAAUACAAUUACAUUCUGACUUUUA